AUGAGGGAUCCAGUUGACUCAGCGGCUGCCAUGGCUCAUCAUCCUUUCCAAACUCACCGACCAGGUGCUUUACCCUUGUCAGCCUAUUUCACCGCCGCUCAGCAGCCGCUUUUCCCAGCCAUGACUUUCCCUGAUGUCGCCUCUCUGUCCGAGCCUCUGCCGGAGCCGGCACCGUCUGACGCAGGGCUGCACGCAGCUUUGGGACGACCGCGUCAGCCGUCAGUCCAUCCGCGGUCCUUAAAGAGUCUGCAGCCUGAGGAAGGGAAGGAGGAUGAUCCUAAAGUCACCCUGGACUCACAAAGUUUAUGGAACGAAUUCCACAAAAGGGGGACCGAGAUGGUUAUUACGAAGUCUGGAAGGUGUGAGGGAAAACUGCGCAAUAGCGCCAGAAGUAUCACUUUAUUGUGGUCCGUAGAAGAAUUUUAGAACAUAGAAAUCAUUUUCACUUGUGUCUGAUUAUUAGGAUGUGUUUAGGCUUGUUUUGGGGCCUUUGCUUGAAAGGCUGAGAGUCAAUAUUUAGUAAAUUACACCUUAAAGAAAUCAUUUUAACUUUCAGUCUUGUCUUAACCAGUUUUAACCUACAAAAUGUGAAAAAAAAAUAUCACUUUUAGGAAAACUUCUAAACCAAAUUAUUAAGUCUAACACACAGUUUCAUCAUUUUCAUUGUAGGAGGAUGUUUCCGCCUUUCAAAGUGCGGGUGGAUGGCCUGGAUGAAACAGCCAAAUACAUCCUGCUGAUGGACAUAGUAGCCGUGGAUGACUGCCGCUACAAGUUUCACAACUCUCGCUGGAUGGUGGCAGGAAAAGCUGACCCGGAGAUGCCAAAGCGCAUGUACAUCCAUCCAGACAGUCCGUCCAAAGGAGAGCAGUGGAUGAGCAAGCCUGUGGCCUUUCAUAAACUCAAACUUACCAAUAAUAUUUCUGAUAAACAUGGAUUUGUAAGUAUUUGAUCUUCGUGAUAAAUGUGUUUUUAUAUAUCACUGAACUCAGGUCACAGAACACCUCAAUAUGACAUUUCAAUCAGUUAUUUUAAAGCAUAGUUCAACCAUAAAAUCUUAAUUGUGUACUUUUUAAAUGUGCUAUUUACCUACAAAUCAGGCUGACAUUCAUUUUGUGUGUGUCUCUUUUUUUUCAGACAAUUUUGAAUUCAAUGCAUAAAUACCAGCCCAGGUUUCACAUUGUAAGAGCCAAUGACAUCAUGAAGCUCCCAUACAGCACCUUUCGGACCUACGUUUUCCCGGAGACAGAGUUCAUCGCUGUCACUGCUUAUCAAAAUGAGAAGGUAACCUCAAUGACCCCUUCCCUCUUCUCAGCAGAUCUUAUCUAGACCUUUGCAAACAUCAUACUAUUGUUUUGUAUUAAUGAGGACUUAAUUUGGUAUGAACAUUUUAAACACUAUUCUGUUUUAAACACAAGUCCAGUGAAAUGUAUCAGCUCUGUUUACAGAUGACUAGGAAAUGUAUUUUUCUUUUCACUUUCAGUUGACUAUCUUCAUGAUUUUUCUUUUUCUUUAAAAGAUAACACAACUUAAAAUUGACAACAACCCCUUUGCCAAAGGCUUCAGAGACACUGGCAACGGGAGGCGUGAAAAGAGGUAACCGUUUUGCAAUCAGUCUCCAUGAUAACAGAUAAAAACAAGUGCCGAAAUUUCUGUGGACUUAACAUUAAUUUUUCAUCUUUAGGAGUAAGCAGUUCAACAUUUAUGCGCUACCUGAGAACCAAAGCAAAACGCACCGCGACUGUGGUGAUUCUGAUGACUCAUGUGAACAACCCAGUACCAGGGGCACGUUUCAUUCCCCUCAAGAGGUGGUGAAAAGCCCCCUUAUGUCCACACCAACACGCCAAGGUGGGUCAACUUACAGACUGCUGUCAGUCAGCAUGCGGCCUUUUUCUGCAAUGUUUGUUUGGACCCUAUUUAAAAGCUUGUCUUGUUUAACGCAGACACAUUGUGUUGUUACUGUAGGAAGAAAAACAGGUGUUACUAAUGACAUUAACAAAGGCUUUCUUCUAUUUAAGUGCCACUCUAAGCCAUCAAAGCGUGACGGUAAGCCUUCGAGCACAAUAGCAGGACCCUGAACCGAAGCGGCUAAAUGGAAUUAAGCCACCAUUAAGUGUAUUUAUUUACACCUGGGCUGACUGUGACUUUUUAAAAUGUCACUGUAGGACACAAUGAAGGCUUUGUGGGAGUUCACCAAAGUCCCUUGAAGUUGCAUACUCUAAGAAGACAAGAGCGAGAAAUUUUGAGACAUAUUAUGCAUGUAUGUUAGACAAAUGAUGCUGACCAAGUAAAAAAGGGUUUUGAAAAAGAGGAACCAGGUACACAUUCAAUACUAAAUCUUUAAAUUUAUAUUUUGUUAUUUAGUUUCUCCAUCUGACUUGAAUUCAUGUUACAUAUCUUAAUUGUUAUGCUGUUUUGUUAGAGCUUCCAAGCACAUAUGGUGGACCUCGUCUGCUUGCAAUUUGAGCUUGGAUUAAGGUCUUUUUCAUGGUCAAAAAUAACUUUUUCUAAUGAGAUGGCACCCUCAUUGGAGGGUUGACAGAUACAAACAUCAUGGGGAGGUAUGACAAGGACUAUAUGUCGAAGGGCAGAGGGGAACUGAGGACAUAGCAGGUGCAUUGACUUAUCCACUCAACAAGUAGGAUGUGAACAACAAGGUACCCAACAAAUCAGGAAGGAAGGUUGUUUGAGUGUAGACCUUAACCUUAAUUUGCUGAGUGACUCAAUUUGACCCUGCAGAGUUAGCUUGUCAUAAUGAAUGAGAUGUUUGCGCCAAUAUCGUUGCGUAUUAAUUGUUAAUAAUGCAGAAAUAUGCACAUUGUACUGAAACUGCGCAAGUAUUAAAUGAACACAAUGAUUAUUCCCACAGAUGAGAACAAUACUGGAAGCGAUUCAGAUAUCGACCAUAGAAAUGAGGACGUCGCUGAAGCCGGCUGUUCCAGGACUGAUCGUGUUUCGUCAUUGAGUCAGAGGAGCGAUGAAACCCUUAGAAACAAACCGACUCUCAGUAAGAGCCACAGUACUGAGGACACGUUUAGGGAAAUAACAGUUUUCAGAACAUCAGAUGAAUUGUCCAUCAAGGAAACGGACUCUUUCAAAAAGCACACCAGUGAAGUCCAGCCCAUGAUGCUGCAGAACUCGGCAUCCCUCAGCGCUGCACAGCGUCAGACUUUGGACUUCUCAAAUGUGCACAGGCAACAAUUUUUAAAGCUCGGGGCUCCUUUGUUGCUUCAUCCUGGACAGCUGCCGAUGAAGCCAGAGGCUUUUUCCUCCUCAGGGAUGGGACAUGUGUUUUCUUCCUUGCCUGGAGUAAAUGACUCAGACAGUGGUGGUCUCUCCUCUCAAAGCAUCAGCUCUGCAUCUCCCUUCAUGUUUCACCUGUCACAGCAUAUGCUUGCCUCUCAGGUAUGAACCAGCAAGGGGACUGAAUCCCAGAACCACCAAAUUUUAAGACUUUUAGUCACUGAUUUCAUAAGUUUGGGGUGCAUGCUCCUUCACACACACAGUAUACAAGUUUUAAGUCAAAUAUUUUCCAUGGCUCCAAGGGAAGACUAUUUUUACCCCUUAAAUGACUUAUCUAUACAGUAGAGGUGACUUUCCAGGAACAAGAGGAGAAAAUAGAAAAGAUAGUUUGUUACCUCAGUGGACCUGCCUUUUACAUGUCCUGGAUAGAGCAUCGCCAGUGUAAUGCAAUGAGGCCAUGAACCCUGAAACCAAGUAACCAUCGAGCAUUGAAAAAGGACGAGAUGUGUGUGUAUGAGACAACACAGGAAUUUAAAACACCUUUACAUUACAAAUUACAUUUGGAUUGCAGUCAACACAGUUUGGUCUUGGUGAUCCUAUACUUGCUAUAUUCCUUUUAUUAAAAACCUUUUUUUUUCUUUAUGGCAAAGAGAUAACAAAGAAGCAUUUCUUUUCAGGGACAUGCAGAAAAAAAACCAAACUUUUUGUGGCAUAAUGCUGCUACUUGGACUGGAUUUCAAUGAGAGUGCAUUCAGUGUCUUCAAACACAGCAACAUGUAUGCUAAUACUUUAUCAAAUAAUUGCUCUCUAUGCCACUUGGUCCUUAAAAGUUGCCAUUUUUGAAGUAACACCAUUAUUUACAUCUUAUACAGUUGUGAAGGAGAUACAGGCUGCUAAAGUUUAGAAAAAAAAAAAAAAAUUUUUGUUGUUGACUGAACUGAUAAGUUAGAAUUUAGAACUUGAAUUCUGAGUUUGAAGUCAAAAAUUUGGAAUUUUUUAGCAAAAUUUUUAGUUUAAAAUCAGAAUUCAUGCCUUUUUUUCAAAAUCCUGAAUAAAAUGAGAGAGAUUUUUCUGACCCUGUUUUAGUGGCCCUAACCACAUUGAUAUAACAUCAGUGAAUCAGGUUUUAUGUUCAGUAGGUUAAUAUAUUUUAGGGAUUUGUCUUGGUGUUUUGGUGUUGAGACGAUGACCUACAUUAACAGAUCCUGGACAAAAUGUAUGCUAAAUUUGCAAAAAGGAGCUGUACAUAUGUGCAGGAAGGUGCAAGAAUAAAAAAACGAACUUCAGAGGUGUAAAGACUGCUUCAAAACAAGAAUCUUGUUUUGCGUCUGCUUGUUUUAUAGACCUUUCAGAACCUCAGAUAUCUGCAACCUGUGACAUGAUGACAAACAGGCAUCAACUUUCAUUGGAGAGAAAAAUAAAUUUUAGUUGUGCUUUUUGAUUUUCAAGUAAAUGGGUGUUUCUCUCAAGGCUUUCCAUAAAUCUGUUAAAAUGAAAUCACUGUUGCACACUUUUUAUUUAGCCGAACGUUUUUGUUUUAUUGGCCCUCUUUUGUUUAAGCUAGCUUUAAUAUCCUUAUAUCUGGUCCACGACAGCAUAUUUUAAUGUACACAGCAGGACAUGAAAAUGUAGUUAAAGUAAAAAAUGUUCAUGAUGAAAAUGGAAAGUUAACCAUUUUAAUUUUGUCACUGCAGGGAAUCCCACUAUCACCAUUUGGUGGAUUGCUCUCAUAUCCCUACCGCUACAUGGCAGCACCCACUGCGGUCCCUCCAGCCCUCCCCACCUGCUCUAUAACCUCCACACUGUCCAGAAACAACUGUUUCCGCAGCCACCAGAACUGGUUGAGAUUCAGCCCCUAUCAGAUCCCCACGUCCGUUACUUCGAGUCAAAAUCUGCUCCCCACCAGCUUACCUGCAAGUUCAAACUCUCAGUCUGAGCAGACCAAAUCUGGGAGCAGGGAGUCCAGUCCAGUGUCUGACAAUCCCAGCCACAGUACCAAGGCCAAGCUGAAGACGGCACCGAUGAAAGCUAUCAUUAAGGAGUCUGUUAAAGAACUGCAAAACCUGCAGGAUCCAGCUAGAGAAGCUGGUAAAUCACUUCCUUCACAAUAGACUUACAAAUGUUGGUUUUCACCUUACACAUACAUUAGCGGAUUAUGGAUGUUAGAUGAUAGACACGAACAGUUGCACAUUGUUAAAAUCACUUUAAGUAUAUAUUUUGUCUGAAAUUGUGUGAAUUGCUGCUAUUUGAUUUUUUUUUCAUGUCACCUAUAAACACUAACUUGAUCCUUUGCAGUUCAGAAGGGACCUAUUAUUCCUUAGGUUUUUAUUAUAUUUACUUAAUCAAAGCAUGCAAAAAAAAUAAUGUUUUAAAAACUUCUUAAAUACCUAAAAAUCUCACUUAAACCAGAUUAAGCCCAUUUUAAACUGUGACCAUUACAGGGAUUUUUUUUCUGAUUGCUCAUACAAAAUCAAUGCCUUUGUCAGAAUUUAGAGAUUUUUUACUGCCAAAUUUAAAUUAUCUGGAAAAAUAAGCCAUCCAAAAGUCAUCCCUACAAGUGGAGCACUGUAAAGGAUAUAUUUUUUGUGUUAUAAAAGCCAAACCCACUUAUUUGGAUCUAUUUGUGAUAUCCCCCCUUAAAUUUAGCUUUUAUUUCUUAUUACAAACCAAAACUUUUAAAGACGGAAUUGACUUUGAAUCCUGCCGAAGAGCAAUGAGGAAGUUGUGUGCCACUUUACCACAGUUGCACUUUCUGUUUAUGUACCAAAGCUGUUCCCUGGACUUCAAGGGAAGACUCAGGAUAUUUUUUUAAUCUUUAAAGAGCACUUCAAUCAAAUGUCCUCAAAUAAUCUGUCAGGAUGUCAGGAAAAAUAUUCAGGUAAAUUGUUUGUGUGAUUUCACUUGAUUUUAUUCACAAUUUGAAUAAAGGCACUGUUCACAUUUCAAGAUGUUGUCUUAAUCUGUUUAGAAUAAAUGGAUGUAGUAAAAUAUCCAGAUGGCUGAGCUGAGAGAGAAGUGGGAUUACAUCUGCUGUUUUCACCACAAGACACAUCUGAAACCAAAACGCUCAUCCACAGUUUAAUUCCUUGUAUUUGUCUCUCUUUAGACAGCCUUGUUUGGUUGUAUUUUCAUUCUUUUUGAAAAGUUGCAUAAAACAUGCUUUAAAACUUAUUACAUAUCUGAUGACAUACAUACACUGGUCCACCGAGACCACAUUAUAGGUAAUUCCUGAUAUGCAGAGAGAAAAAUGCAUCUGAAGCUUGUCAAAAUUGGUGAUAGAUGUGGUACAGAAACGUCAACACAUUGGCCACAUAGUAGCCCAAUAUAGAAGUCCGCAGAAUUGGAUUUGAUUCAAUUCUCAACUGCGGAUAGAGAUCUGUCUGGAUGUUAUCCUCAACCUGUAAUCCUCUCAGUUUAUGUAAUUUAAGCCAUGUGUGCUAUCCUUAUCCUUAAUUCUGUCCAUUUCUGUUGUACCUCAGUCACCCUUUUAACACCAUUAAUCUCCCUGUUCAUCUUUUCUGCCACCCCAAAGGCUUCGUGAGGCAACGAACAGCGGUAAAUUAAUUUACUCUGUGAUCUUAUGAAGCCACACAGUAGUUGACCGGAUUCUGGCACUGCUGUCUCCUCUCUCUAGGAACCAACAAUAACUACUGUGUUAAACAGCCACUGACAAUUGUGGUGGCGGGUGUAUGCUUAUUAAAGCUUUACUACAGCGUGCUAAACUUGGUGCCGUGAAACAGCUGCUGCCGCCAUGCCCUUGGCCAUGGUGAUGGUGACUGAGCAAUAAAGGUAAAUGAGCGAGUCUUUGGUCCAGCGCACUUCAUUCUGUAUGCAUGAGUGCAGCUCACUGCUUGCAAAGGCAAUUCCCAAAACAUCCUUGCUUGUGACAGCAAAGCCACACUUGAGUUGCUAAUCCCUUGUGCCUGAACUUCACCUCAAGCUGUACCUAAAAAUAUAUACUUUUUGAGACCAAAAAUGGCAUACUGAUUCAUAUAGUUGAUGUGAAAAAACUCUCAGACAUUUAGAGAAGGACCGCAGCAAACACUUCUUAUUUUACACAUCGAGUAUUUGCUCAGAUUUGUUUAUUCAAAUACUGUAAGUGAGUUUUUAUAAAUGUAACUUGGCUCUCUUUUGUUUAGGGCAAACAAAAGUGAACCAAGUUGCUUAAAUGAGCACUAUCAGGAAAAAAACAGCUGCGUUACACAUUCUGUUCAUGAGAGGAAACCUGAGAAAAUACCAAACAUUUUAGCUACACUUAAGGCGCAUUCAUGAAGGUUUACACAUGGCCAAGCUGACAGGGGAAGUGACAAAUACUGGCCAUAGAAAGAAAGGCAUGAAAAGGCUGUAAAGCACUAAGAAUCUCUUGACUUUUGUGAAAAGAGAGGUGGUUUCCCAGGAGAAAAUUUUAUCCUAAUGUUUCUUUCUUCUCCAAUGAGCAGGUCCUCUCUUAAAGUUACGCUGUGUAUUUUUCCUCUUGGCUGAGUGAACACUUGUUCUGCACAAAAAUCUCAACUGGCCUAAAAAUAUUUCAAGGUCAUCUGCAAGAUUUUUGCAAACCACAGGAAGUUUUUCCGUGGAAGGUUGGGGUCUUUAGAGAAAAUCACUCACAUUUACACCUAUUCUACAAGUAAACACCACAUGUAUGUCACCUCACACCUGUAAGAGUGUUUUAACUGUAUAAUUGGUGGUGUAUCUGUAAAAGUGACUUCUCUAUGUGCCUUUUUAGGUCCGUAAAGCUGAGAUGAUACUUUUGAAUUAAUCAUUCUGUUUUGCAUUAUAGUGUCAAAGCUACUCUGUGCAUGUAGGCUUAGAUAUCCCUGGAUACUGGGUGAAUACUCAGCAUAGUGCUGCUCUGAGUUUUCCUAGUAAAAUAGGAGCAGAGAGAAAGAUGUCAUCACAGAUGGUUCAAAGAGAAUACAAAGUCAUCUGUAGCAUACAAUAUAAAUAGUGCUCUUAACAGGGAUAUCGUCCAAAAGCCUGUGUUAUCAUGAAUAAAGCACAACAGUGUAUCCCGCAAGCUUUGUUAAAGUGAGGGUACAAAGAGGAGAGGAGAUCUAGAGUAAGGUGAAUCAGAGAAGUACACUAAAAAAGGAGCUGAGUGAAAUAUCUAGUGACAGUUUUCUAUAUCCAAUCACAAUGAGGCAUCAGCGCCAUGAGUGACAAUACAAAUGCAAUAUUUUAAUGCCCCGCUAGGGCUGGGCAAUAACCGAAAAUUUACAAAUACCAAAAUUUAUGACAAUAACCAACGUCAUUCUGCCCACUUCAAUAUAUACUGUGUCAGGCUAUGGUCUCAUGUCCCUUUAAGACGCUGUCCUAUGCCAGAGAUGUGACUCCACCCCAUCCGGUCUGUAACAAAGAGGGAAAGACAGGUGAGGAGAUGGAGGACGGUUCAAAAGUUGUAGCAGCUGGAAUGGCAGCUGAAGUAGACGAAGUUAAUGUGGGAGGGGGUGAGCAGCUUGUGGAGUAGUUAUCGUCCAUUUAUCGUUAUCAAAGUGAAUAUAUCGUGAUAUUGAUUUGAGGCCAUAUCGCCCAGCCCUAGCUCCACCCCGCCAAUUUUCACCAGGAUAUUCUGUAUAAUGUUGCUUUUGUUUGUCAGAGUAAAAUGCUCUAGAGCCAGUGACUUGGUGAUAAAAGAUGACAGAAGUAACCCUGGCCAUUAAUAUAAACAUAAAUAUCGAGCAGCAUAAGUAUGGUAUCACCAUUAACAUUGUUUUUCUUGCAGCCCUUCCAACUAUCAUCCUUGUUUGUCUCCUCACAGGAUGUGGAGGUAAGUUAAGUGGAUGAGGCUCCAAUAAUAUGACAUGGGUUGACUGUCACACUAUUAGAAACAAUGAGCCAAAAGAAGGCCUCGGGGUCUCGGACUGACCAUUUAAUUCCCAGGCAUAGUAUCAGGGAGAGCAGAUAUGCAAAUUGCACUGUACCAAUACUUUCCAAAGGAAUGGCCUCUAAAGCCAUCUAGUGGACCGCAGUAGCAAUUACAUCACAUUUUCGUGAAGUCUCAACAAACUGGAUCGACAGUUGCAGUCUGAACUGUUUUUAACACGGAGAGUGACAUUUCUGAAUUGAUCUUGCAUCUUUAUUGUUCUCAUUUGCUAUUAUUCUGUUUACUUUUUGACUGUUCUACUUUUUCCUGUCGUGCCAAUUGAAAUCCUGAAGGCUACAAUCCUGUAGUGCCACAGUGACUCAUCCCACAAGGUUGCAAAUGUAUGAGGUAACACAUUGUUGCAGGGAAAUACCUUUCUGAAAACUUGUUUACUGUUGAGAGUGCGCUCUGGCAGUGUUUCAAAUGUUACGAAUGCUCCAGUUUACGUUGAUGUAACAGAGGAAGAAAAAGCAACUUUUCAGACAGUUAUGUUUCACUUUGACUCUCCACUGUAUGCAUCAGUCUUUGAAUCAGUCUUUUUCACAUAUGCACUCUUGAAAUUUUUUAAGAACUAUGCCCCCAUUAUCCCUGGCAGGAAAAAUUUGGGAAAAAAUCAGAGGUGAAAAUUUUAGCUGUUUGUGUACAUAAGUGUACAACCUCACUAUUUUGAAAGGCUUUUAGAAGUUUUCUGUGUGUACAAAUACAGCUCGAGACAUUUCUGUUACAAAACUUUCAGUGGUUUUAGGCAUUUUACAUAGCUAUUUUGGAGCUGCUCCAGAUAUCCUUCGAUCCGCAUUACCACACCCAAGAAAACAGCUUAAUCAGAUAGCUUCCUAUGAUGAAAAGGAUCAAGAACUUUCUAAGAAACUCACACGAUCGUAUUAAGGCUCCGGCUCUGCUCUCUAAGGAGGGAAAAUUUGUCUGGGUCAUUCCUCGAAUUCAACAAGAGGAUCAUUUAGAAGUUUGCCUUUUAGAAGUAAGGGAAAGCAGAAUUCUGCACAAAAAGUGCCAAAAAAAAAAAGAAGAAAAAAAAAGGAUCCUCCUAAUUGUAAUUUACUUGAAACUCCAGUUCAGUUGCUUCUGUUUUGUUGAUCUGUUUAGGCCCACAGAUAAUGUCUUUGAGUUAAGUAAGGCCCUUUUCAGGAAAGGUUUUCUACACUCAACUAUUGCAGAAAUAGUACUUUAGUUAUUAAGUGCUAUAGUUUGCAUUACAUGCUUACUAUCAAAUGUAUUUCAUUGAGUGGCUGACCAGCAUUUAAUUUUAUUUUCAUUGAAUUUCCCUUCAGGGAUUAAUAAAGUUCUUCUUAUCUCAUCUUUUACACUGCUCCCAUCCAUUUGCAGACACAGAUCCAUGGCCUGGAAACGAGCAUGUUUUGGCAGGAGCUUUGUCCCCUCUGCCAUUGCUCUUCUCAACAAUACACCCAGGUAGUGAUUGUGCGUGUGUCUGUGUGGGUAUCUGUGGGUUCACAGCGGACAGGUGGUAGAUAUUUCACCUAAUCGAAUGUGCUCUCUGCACAAACAGUGGCAGCAAAUUUCCCAGCUAUGUACCUACUCCUGGGGUUUCUUGACAUCAAAUUUAGAUUAAGUAAACUCUUGGUUUAAAAAAAUCUUUGGAAUUUGAUCCAGAUUAAAAAUAAAACGUUACAACACUUUGACAUUGAAUUUAAUUUUGGGUAGGGUAGAGUGGGAUAAGAUGAGCCAAUUUUGACAUUUCGUAUCACAACAUCAAUGCAAUCAUAGUUUUGUCUCUAACUAGUGUAUCUGCAUAUAUUUCAAGAUGUUGUGCAUCCCUGCAAACCAACAGAAUGAGUGUCAGAAUGUAUUUAAGUGAUUCAGAACAUUCACAGCUUUUGAAACGAAAAAGUAACACAUUUCAACAGUCUGAACUGAAACUCUGAUCCUCUCAUCAGACUCCUUUACUUUCUCAGUUGAUCCACUGGUUCAACUUACCCCAGAACUACUAUUAUGACUUUAUUAGUCCUCUAAGCUAAAAUGGUGGACUUUUAUGCUCGGUUUUUGACCUCAUGUUGUAGCUCAUAGAUACCAUAAUGGAUGUAAAACAGAUUUAAAAUGAUCUUUUUUGGUCUGAACACAAUUCUAAUAAAACUUACGACAGACUAAAUUCACUUUCAAGAGGGAUUUUUUUUUUUUUUUGUAAAUAAAUGUCUAACCCCUUCACCCAUGCGCUUCUAACCUUCACAGACUCCAUGAAUUGAUGUCCAUCACCUAAAUAUUUGGUCACAUGAUCGAUUUCUUCUACCAUUCCAAGCAACAGGAGGUGGCUCAACUUACCCUUUGACUCAACUUACCCCACCCUCCCCUAUUCGCUGAAAUCUUGUAGUUACCUUGAAAAUUUACCAACAGCCCUUCCUUGGUGUAAACUGGUUUGGCGAGGGCACUUAAUCGAUAACUUCGGUGACUUCUCUUGUCGUAUUGAUCAUCUUUGGCAACACAUGGGUGAUGGCUUCAGGUUGAUUGUGCAGAUGCUGAUCAUUUAUUUACUAUUUUUGGCCAUCACAUAGUCAAGUCGAGGCGUAACGUUAUCUAGUAACUACAUGUCAAACAUUGGCAAUGCAUUAAGAUAACCUGUACACAAGCUGGCUUCGGAUUUCUUCUGUAAUAUCUCAAACAGUUUCUUUUCCCUCUCAUGAGCCUCACUUGAAGCACCGCAGUGAUUUAUUCAGGGUCUGUCUGUCUUGGUUUUGCUGCAAACGGCACAUGGUAUUCAUGUAUGACGCAGGACCACCUCCUUCUCCAGGACCCGGCCCGUCUCUGUUUAAACCCCGCCCACAAAACCUCCUCAAGAAUCUGAUUGGCUCUCUGAAGACGAACCCUCCUAGAUCUAGAUGCAAUAGAUCGACAAUACAGUAAAAGAAGAGUAUGUGCUGUACAUCCUCGCUGUGAAUACAUAUGACAAGGUGGUAAGAAACGCGAUUAUUUUACUCAGAUAUUUUGACACUUGCAGAGACAUCAAAUGCUUACAUUACCACUGAAAAAUCUAAACAAAACUAUUCUAUAAUGUCUGUGAUAAAGUAGAAUUUAACAUAAAGCAGCUAAAAGAGAUAAACACCAUCUUAAAGUGUUCAUGUUAACAGGACAAUGUUUACUGUACAUGGUUUUAAUUUGUUCAAAGGUGUGUUGUGAGCAUAGACUGUAUGGGUGGCUGUAGAAAGUCUUUAAACAAACUUUAUUUGCUGAUCUCAAAUUGUUAAAUUUAAUUCAUUGUUAACUGCGUAUUUAUCUUUCAUUUUGACGUUGACAUUUCUUUUAGUUCUUCAGGUUAGCAUAGACUUUUAAAUAUCAUAAAUUAAUGUAAUUAACCCUAAACUUGUGUCUACAAAAUCAACACAUGUUCAUAUUUUAUGCAAAAAAAGGCUCUUUUAAUGGCAUGGAUAUUUAAAUAAGUAAACUCCUAUGAUAUAUUUAAAUAGUUUAUUUUAUGUGAAUUCCUAAAGCUACAUUGGGAGGACAGCUUGACCAUAACAUACAUAUAUUAGACUCACCUUGUUAACCAGGCUUUUCACUAAUUGCCUUUUAAUAUUUCUCUUAUUGCAAAUGUUCAUUUUAAUCAAAGUUCUUAAUGUUUUUUUUUAUGUCAUUUUAUUCAUUAUCUCUGUUCUUAGUCUUUUUCUUAAUUCCCGUCAUGGCUUUUUACUUCUUUUACCCCUUUUACAUGGUAAAGAGCUCUUGCUUAUCUGUUCAUUUUAUAUUAUUUUCUUGUUUUAGUCCAUCAGGUUUGAGUCUUUCUUUUGACCAUUUUUAUCCUUUAUCUUUAAUCUCCAGUGUUUCCCAAAGGUAGCUCUUUCGUCAUGUAAUGUCUCAGUGUCAGGCCAUGUCUCCUUAACAUUAUAUCUCAAAUUCUCAUACUGUGUAUCUUUGUGUGUGUGUGGGUCCAUGGGUGGGUGGGUGGGUAGGAGGGUUGGGUUUUAUUAUUUUUUUAAAUUUAAUGUUUAUUUUAUCAGGCAGUCUCAUUGAGAUAGAGAUCUCUUUUACAAGAGAGGCCUGAGAACAAGGAACAACACAUCAACACACAACACAACAAACAAACAAGAGGUAAAAAAAAAAGGAAUCAGUUAAAACAGUUACAGCAAUUACUGUAAACAUCAGACAACAGGUAUUUAAAAUCUCCAAGAUGAAUAAAAGACUCCAGUUUAAGGGCGGUUUGCAGCUCAUUCCAUUUAAAGGGAGCAUACUAAUUGAAACCAGUCCUUAGUACAGGUAUAUGGAAUAUCUAAGGUUAGAUAGUUACUGGAUCGUGUUCUGUAGCUACUAGGUUUAAAUAAAAGAAGAGAUGUGAGGUAGCUGGGAAGCUUCAACAGAAGAGCUUUAUAGAUGAAUAACAUGAGAUGGAUAUUUCUUCUCGACUGUAAAGAGGUCCAGCCAACCUUUUGAUAGAGGAAACAGUGAUGAGUGCGAAACGUGUCAUGAGUGAUGAGACGUAGUGCACUAUGAUACACAUGAUUUAACUGCUGAAGAGUUGAUGGGGCUGCAUGGCAAUACAAGAUGUCACCUUAAUCAAGGACAGACAUGAAAGUGGAUUGUACAAUGAUUUUUCGGUUAGGCGGUGAUAGACAGCCUUUGAUUCUGUAUAAAAAGCCCAAUUUAAUCUUUAAUUUUUGGGUUAAUUUCUGAAUAUGAGUCUUGAAAGAUAGAUUACUGUCUAGCCAAAUUCCUUAAUAUUUGUAAGAGUCAUUGAGGGCAAUUUGUGGGCCAUUUAGGGUCGUGAUUGUGGAAAGGUCCCAGAUUCUAAUGGUGGAUGAUGUUAUUGUUGAUAAUUGUUUUUUAGCCUCUGUGAGACACUUUGAACUGCAUUUUUUUGUGUUUUAGUACCUAUUUUUUAAAUGUACUUUCUUUCAUUGUUUGAUUUUAAGAGUUUUAUUUAAUUAACCUUUAACAUUUUAUCAUGGGUUUUAUCGUUUUAGUCCUAAAUCCAGUGUUUCCUCAUCUUUUUUAACUCAAGAUAGUGUUUCCUCAGUCAUCUGUGGCAAGUUGAAGAUUGUGUAUGCAUCUGUGUGUGUGAGUACUGUAUGUGUUGAAUGGGGGUUGGGGGAGUGGGUGGGCUUUGGUUAGUGUAUUUUUUAUUAUUUUAUUUCAUUGUCUUUUAAAAUCCAGUUGAAUUUGAACUUGAAUUUGAACAUAGAUAUACUGUACGUCUGUGGACUUGACUGUGUAGUCGUUUCUACUUUGUCUAUGUCUAUAGCGGAAGUGGCGGUCAGAGGUCAUUGUCCAAUAGUAACCCGUGUGCGCAUCGUCACAUCACCCCACUCUCUGCUGUUAAAGCGUCUGUCGGAGCUGCGUGACCUCACCGUGAUGUGAUUUUUUUAUCACCAUCAUCACUGGAGACAGAGAUGUCUGACAGACACAGUUAGUUUAUUGAUCGGUGGGAGUCAGCUCUUUCAGGAUUACGCUUCGGUUCGUCUCCACCGGUGAGUUGUUGUUAGCCUGGAUGUUUAUAGAAGCUUGUAGGUCCGCCGGUGGGUCGAUGCAGCAGGCUGCAGCCCGGUCCUGUAUUAACCUGCAGUGCGGUCACUGUGGAUUAUAACUCUGUUAGUUAGUGACCGGUGAGCUAGCUCACACCUACACCGCGAGUUCGAGCUUCUCUCCGGCUGCUGCUGCUGAGUUAGGGAAGCUAGCUCUGACUUGACAGGUGGUGGAAAUUAAACCCAACAUAAAUCAUCUAGGAAACAUGAUAUACGAAUUUGAUUAAAUCUACACAUUUUUGACUGACGGUUUCAUUUUGUGAUGCUCGUCUGGCUCACGUUUUCACUGUGUCUGGCUUCAGUGCUCGGCUUGUUUUUCUGGUCCCGCAACCAUCUAGCGAGAGGUAAGGUGUGCCUCACCUGAGAGCCAUCACUUCCAACCUAAAAACAAGCAGGUGAAAUAACAUGGAUUUGUAGCAACGUGAGGAGAAAACUGAGGCUAGCACGAUGGCAAUAAUAACCACAUCUUUAUUAACAGCUAAUGCUAUCUACUGCAGCUCUACCAUAGAGUCUAUUUACAGCAAGUUUUUAUCGACUUGAUCAGACGUUAUUACUGCACCUUAUAUUUAUAAAUUUCAAACGUGGUGGUGUUCCUAAUAUUUUGUCCAUUUCAUUAACCAAAAAGAGGGGAGCAAAAUACUAGGAACACCAAAACUGGAACUGAAAUAGCGUCAUAAAACUAGAACUUUUGGUAAAGAUGCUUUGUCGUGAUGCAUUCAGGGAUUCCUAACAUGUAUUUGUUACUACAACAGAAUAUCUUUUAAGUAUUAGCUGUAAUCUAUGUGUGCAGUUUUUAUCAACUUGACCAGACGUGAUUACUGCAUGUUGUAUUUAUAAUUUUUAGACGUGGUGGUGUUCCUAAUAUUUUGUCCAUUUCAUUAACCUGAAUGAGGGGAGCAAAAUAUUAGGAACUCCAAAACUGAAACUGAAUUAGCGUCAUAAAACUAGAACUUGUGGUAAAGAUGCUGUCUCGUGAUGCAUUCAGGGGUUUCCAAUGUUAUUGUGGGUGGAUGUAUUUGUUACCAUAACAGAAUAUCUUUGAGGUAGUAGCUGUAAUCGAUUUGUGCAGUUUUUCUCAACCUAAUCAGACGUGGUUACUGCACGUUGUAUUUAUAAUUUUAGACGUGGUGGUGUUUGUUAGCUGGACUGUGAUAAUGAUCAAAUUCCUAAUAAUUUGUCCAUUUCAUUAACCUAAAUGAGGGGAGCAAAAUAUUAGGAACACCUGCUAACAUGAUGUACUCCAGUUCACGAAUACCCACUAUAAGAUCAACAAAUAACUCAAAGAAGAGCUUAAACCUGUCUGGUAAUGUCAGCCAAAAUUGAAACUGAAAUAGCUCCAUAAAACCAGAACUUGUGGUAAAGAUGCUGUGUCGUAAUGCAUUCGGGUUUUCCUAAUAUUACUGUGGGUGGAUGUAUUUGUUGCUUUAACAGAGUAACUUUGAAGCUGUAAUUAAUUUGUGCUGCGAAAAGUUAAAGUUAGUCAAAAUAACAUGCCUUAUUUAACUCAACUGCGCCUUAAUCUUAUUAAAUUUAGUAAUAAUACUACUAUCAUCAUUGUGAUGCGCUUUGUUACCCCGAUCUUGAAAGGUGCAACAUAAAAUAGCACAUUAUUUCAAAUUUUUAAAUUUUCAUUUCAUUUGUAUUUUUAUUAUUAUUAAAGCUCCUACAAAGGAUUUUUGGCUUGUGUCAAUUUAUCUGCUUCUUACAGACAAAACAGUCUAAACUGAAUUUCAGUUGAAUGUGUAAAAGUUGAAUUGUUGUUAAAUUUUCACAGAAAUAUCAUAAUGCAGUAGUAGAACCAAUAAUCUGUAUAAUGCACCAUGCUCACUGUCUGGGUUCCGAUUUGGUAACAUGUUGUAAUGCUUUAUCAGUGCAUAAGUUUAUGUAACCCACUUUUGCAAGAAGACAAACAGUGGGACAUGCUGGUCUCGUGUCGCACUGACUGUACUCUGAUAUUUGGACUCUUUAUCUCCUCUAAAACGAUUGCCACCACUGUUGUGUCUCUUAACAGUAUUUGCAGCCUGUUCGUGUCGUCCAGUCAUGGCACAGCAGGACGGUGCUGCCAAGAAGAACCCAGCUGUCGCAGCUUUGCACUCUCACUUCAUUGUGGGAUCGGUGUCGGAGGAGAACUCGGAGGAUGAAAUCCAAGGGAAGCCUGAACCGCAGCUGGAGGGGAAGGAGAGCCGGUCCUUGUCACCAUCCUCCGUGAGCUCAGACAGCACCUAUGAAGCGGGAUUUGACCCUAUUGAUGGCCCUAUACACAACUUAAGGUUAGACGCUAAACUUUCUGUAUCUCUUUGAUUAAAAAGAUAUUGUAAUAGUAGCUGUUUCACUUGUUUUCUGUGUGCAGAACAAGCCUGCAGACCUUUUAGUUUUGUUUGGAACACUUAAAUAUUUUCCAGUAUUAAAUUUUUGCACAGUCUUCAGGACUUCAGACAAGAAGUAGCUUUUGCAGCUGAACGAUUUUGGGUUUAUUAAGAUUUACCGGAGUAGUUUCUUAAUUUCUCAUCCAUAGCUGAUUUAUUUAUAGUAGUUAAAGUGCAUGCAGAUAUGAGCAACAAGUAGGGAUCCUGCAGUUUCAAUGCUGUCUUCAGGCGUUAGUUGUUUGAGCAGGUUUGGGGUCCAUCAUGAGUACACUCUGUUCAUGCUGUGUACUCCUCCUUCUUUGCAGGGUUACCUUCUUUCGAUGCACGUGUGAAAAAAAGAAUGUGGUUUCAGUAGCUGCAGUGCAGGCUGCUAAAGGUUCCCUUGUGUGCUGAGUCUACCAAGGAAUCCUGGCUAUAAGUCAUAGGCUGCAUAAUGUUGGUUUUGGAAGGGUGCAAAUAUGCGUACACAGAGAAAUUCCCAUCCAAAAACGUUCAAAGGAACUUUGUGAUGCUGUCUGAACUUUGCAUAAAGCUUAUAUUAGCUUAUAUUCAUGUAAUUAUCAUAAGACUUCCCAAUCGUCUGUUUUUCAAUCAUUGUUUUGUCCAGUCUGGUUUAACUCGAUCAGUUUCACAAGAACCAAGAGUAUGAGAAAGUGUGGCAGAGGGGGGUUGCUGAGAUUUUCUUUGACAGGAGUUUAAAAACUGGAUGUUCUUGAUUUUGGGGGGUGUUUGCCUCCUCCACCCCCUCUAUCUUCUCUCUCAUAGGACGGAGCUGUGUCUCACUCCACAUCUGGAUUGGAAUCACAGCUUCCAUUCAGAGGGGGCUCAAUCACGGUAACCCCUCUAGUGAUGCAAUAAAACAGUAUCAGGCCACAGAAGCCAGCCAGCCAAACAAGCCCAGGCACUGCCACACCCUCUAGCUGAUAGUCGUAGGCCUCCCCCAGCACCAAUCAUUCCCCUCUUUGGUUUCUCUAUAGGUGGAGCUUGAUUUGAAUACACCGGUAACCGUUAAGCGCUAUUAGAGACACUUGCCCAAGCAUGUUAACAUGUUUAAAGUGACCUGUUACGCCAUGCAUAGUGUGAAACAAUGUCAGUAGUAACACUUAAAAGGGGGGGCAGGGGCUGUUUGUCUUCUUCAGGGUAUCAUUAUUGCCUGUUCACUUCUGCUUUUCAAACAUGCAAAUCAGUGUCAGCAUCCCCAUCGUAAACUGGUUCUCAAGGUUACAUUAACACUUUCCGUAAGGUGGCUGUAACUUACUUACAAGCUGUAAAGUUUAUGAUAGGAGAUCAGUAGCUCUCUUAUCUAUAUGAGGUGAUAUCAGCGUCUUUUUUCAUCUACUUGUUUUUUUUUAUUUUUUUUUAUUAGGUGAUGCAAGACAGAUCAUGACAGGUGGUUGGCAACAUAUAAACAGUACAAACAGACAGUGACUAGAACAACAGGGACACAUAACAUUUGGAAACAUUUAGAGGGUGUUGCAAGGCUGUGUUUGGAGUGUGGGUGGCUGGGUGGGUGCUUUGAUGUGUGUUGAGAAGUGUGUGUGUUUGUCCCCUCUUUUGUUGUUUUUAUUUAUUAUUAUGAUUACUAUUAUUAUUUUUUUCUCGCUCUCCUUUUUUUGUAUUAUUAUUAUUAUUAUUAUUAUUAUUAUUAUUAUUAUUAUUAUUAUUAUUAUUAUUAUAUUUCUAUUAUAAUUUUCUGUCUCUCUGUUUUUUAAAUUUAUUUUUAUUACAAUAAUUAAUAUUUUUGUAAUUAUUGUUAUGGCAUAAUGCUUACCUUUUCAACAAUUUUCAACAUUCAUCGACUUGGUUUAUAACAUUAGUUGUCUUCAAAGUUGCCACCAGAGGACAGGCGCUAUAGUUAGUUUCUGUUUGAUUUCUACACUGUAUUGUUUUGAACCUUUGAAAAUAAGAGCCUAUCGGCUGCCUGAAGCUCCAUCCUUUCCAAAACUGGAGGUGUCACAAAAAAACGCCAUUUAAUACAUUCUUUACGUGCUUCAAAACAGGCCAAGCAUGUCAGGGCUGCAUCUGGUCAAGCAAGGCCGAGAUCGCCGGCGUAUUGAUCUCCAGAGGGACUUCACUGUGGCCUCUCCCGCUGAGUUUGUCACCCGCUUUGGUGGAAACAAGGUUAUCGAGAAGGUGAGGGUUUUAAAGGGGGUGCUGUAACUGUUUCAAGUGGAAUACAUUACAGAUUAUUCAGGAAUUAAUCUCAGCAAAGCGCAAGUCGUUUGGUGUGUAAGAAAUAGCACAAAUCGUGAAAAGUAACAUUGCAAAUUUACUAUUUGCUUCUAAAGGUGCUUAUUGCCAACAAUGGCAUUGCUGCGGUCAAAUGCAUGCGGUCAAUCCGCCGGUGGGCCUAUGAGAUGUUUCGCAAUGAAAGGGCGAUCCGCUUUGUUGUGAUGGUGACACCAGAGGACCUGAAGGCCAACGCAGGUGAGCUUUAGCAUGAUGUCUCCCAACAUAAAGCUAGAGCCCUCAUAACUUACUGGAGACUUGAGUAGUUUGAAUUUAAGCAUUACAGCUUAUUCAAAGAAAAGUACCAUCAUGUUGUAACGGCGAGUGCAGUCUGAAAGAUUUGCUGUGUGCCCCACAGAGUACAUCAAAAUGGCAGAUCAUUACGUGCCUGUACCAGGAGGGACAAAUAACAACAACUACGCUAAUGUGGAGCUGAUUCUGGACAUUGCUAAACGCAUACCUGUUCAGGUACCAUCACACACCUAAUAUAUGGACAUGCAAAGUGAUUAGUAAUUGUGAAACUGAUGAAUUAUUGUGUUCCUUACAGGCUGUGUGGGCUGGAUGGGGUCACGCCUCAGAAAACCCCAAACUCCCAGAGCUGCUUCAUAAGAAUGGCAUUGCUUUCAUGGGUACGAGAGACUUCUUACAGUUAGUUGAGCUUUGAAAUCACUUUUAAACUGUCAGUUUACUUGAAAAAAAUAGCUUUUGUUUUCCUCGACUUCUUCCACAGGUCCCCCAAGUCAAGCGAUGUGGGCUCUGGGCGACAAGAUCGCCUCGUCCAUCGUUGCUCAGACAGCUGGAAUCCCAACUCUGCCUUGGAGCGGCACAGGUGGGCUAUAGCUAGCAUGGGGUUGAGGACUUUUCUUCAAUCUGGCUGUUUAUGAUUAUCUGUGAAACAAUAAAUAGGAUCUUUUCUCCUGCAAUUAGAGGUUCUUUAAGUUUCCAGAAUGAAUGAAUGCCAAUGUGGCAGUUUUUCCAGAUCCUUGAGAUCUCACAAGCAACGUUUGUGUUCUGACUCUGUAACCUGGUAAUCUGUCUCAGGCCUGACAGUAGAAUGGACAGAGAGCAACCAAAAGAAGAGGGUCAUUAACGUUCCCUCAGACGUGUAUGAGCUUGGCUGCAUCCAGGGUGUAGAGGAUGGCCUGAAGGUGAGCUUGUUAUCUAACUGACAGCUGAAAAUGCAAAAAAGUUACAUGUUCUUUCAUGUACAUGUAUGUUCUUGUACAUGUAUUUCUUUAAACUGCGUGUUUCAACUACCAGGCGGCAGAGAAAGUCGGCUUCCCUGUGAUGAUAAAAGCCUCCGAGGGAGGAGGAGGAAAAGGCAUCCGCAAAGUCAACUCUGCUGAUGAUUUCCCAAACCUCUACAGACAGGUUUGUGGGAACUUGAUCGUGUUCAGUUUGUUAUUUUCCCAAACUGAACACACUGUCCAAAUACGAACAGAAUCAAGUCAACCCAGGGUUUGACUACAAGCGUUUUGUUUCUCUUUGGUUUUUCAGGUUCAGGCAGAAGUCCCAGGGUCACCUAUUUUUGUCAUGCAGCUAGCCAAGCAUGCCCGUCAUCUAGAGGUCCAGAUCUUGGCUGACCAGUAUGGAAAUGCCAUCUCUCUGUUUGGCAGAGACUGUUCUGUGCAGCGACGGCACCAGAAAAUCAUAGAGGAGGCCCCUGCUACCAUCGCUACAUCUGAUGUGUUUGAGGAUAUGGAGAGGGUACAGCAUUAUUUGUAUUUCCACUCAGUCUUUGUAGGUUAAUACAUGAUCAUUUUCCUUGUUACAACCAAUUACAGUAAAACAUACCCACUGAGCAUUUUUUGGUCUAAAAGAGGUCUAAUAGACGUCUAAAUGUAGCCUAAACGACUGGUCUAAAAUCAGGCUACCACAGGUCUAAAAAUGAAAGUUUUUAGCUGUCUAAAUUUAGACCAAGUCUUAAUCUGGGCUAUAUCUAUACUACACUGUAUAUUGCUCAACGGCAUCAUAAUUACUUUGGUUAAGUACUUGGAGAUCAGUUAUACAACUCACACUUGUUUUUUUGAAAUAAAUAGUUAUUGAAUAAUGGAUUAAAGUGCAACAUCUAAAUUCCGUCUAAAAAUAUACAGAAUCUAGACGGUUGAAAUUAGGUCUAAAAAAAAACUAGACGUCUAAUGGCCUUCUAUUGCUCAGUGGGUAUCACUAAAAGGUAGAGAGGAUCCGGAAAUUUCUCUACAAACACGCACAAGGCCUUAAACCAACACUGGAUGCCCAUGAUCUCCAGGCCUUUUAGAGGCAUUGAAGUGACUGUACUGGAAAUCACUGAAUGGGCGCUCAGAAUCACUUCCAAAAAACCCUUGCCAGAUAACUUAGCUUGUCACUGCAUCCACACCCACAAAUACAUAUUAAAGCUGUACAAUGCAAAGACAGAAAACAUGAACACAAUCAAGAAAUGCCAGCAGCUAACAGACUUACAGAGUAGGGAUGGGAGAAAAAAUCGAUAUAGUAUAGUAUAGCGAUAUUUUGAUGUAUCGUAUCGUCUCAUUUACCAAAUAUCGAUUUUUUCAAAUUGAUUGCUAAUAUGUAGUCAAAUCUAUGAUAAUGGAAAAAUAAAAUCAUCUGUUUGUCCAGUGAGGUUGGCAGAGGUGAUAUCAUAGAACAGGAGAAAGAUACACUAACAAAUAUAGCAGCACCUGGGGAAAGACAUUAGGAAUGCUAGCAGGGCACAAAUGAGAUGGACCUGACACACAAGGUUUGCAAGAUGUGCUACAUGAAAAUGAAAUACUGUGUAAAUAAGACAAACAUAAAGGAAAGACAAAUGCUAAAUUAGCUAAACAGUUAAAAAAAUGGUAUAAAUCGCAAUAUAUUGUAUCGCAACAUCUUAAAAAUCGCAGUGAUAUCGUAUCGUGGGGCCACUGAUGAUUUCCACCCCUAUUACUGAGUAAAUGAAUCUUUAACAUAUUUAAACCUGUAUGUUAACUCUUUUUUUUUUUCUCCUUAGUGUGCAGUCAAGCUGGCUAAGAUGGUCGGCUAUGUGAGCGCAGGUACAGUGGAGUACCUCUACAGCCAGGAUGGCAGCUUCUACUUCUUGGAGCUCAACCCUCGUCUGCAGGUGGAACACCCCUGCACUGAGAUGGUCGCUGAUGUCAACUUGCCUGCGGCGCAAUUGCAGGUCAGCUUACCUCCCGCAAAGGCCCUGCAGCGCAUAUGUUGUUACAUCACAUACAGUGCAUUCAAGUUCACUACUGUCCCACAAAAGACAAAAUUAGCACGCUCCGUUGCCUGACACUAAACGGGCCCCCCCCCCGUGUCCAUGGCAACAGCCUGCAAAAGAGCGAGAUGAUUUGCAGAAACAUUGCAUUAGAUGCGGCGUUAGUAGCAGCGGGUGGUCACGUGGUGCAGUUCUGCAGUGUUUGGGAUUGUGUGUAAAUGGGUCAUUGGCAGUCAAGCUGAAGGGCAGCGUGCUGGGAAAGCUUUGUAGGCCGGCUGUUUGGGUGUUACAGUGGGAGUGACGUACACUGUCUGGCACAGAGGACGAGUGUUUCUUCAUUCCAGGCAACAAGAAAACUCACUUUCUUUCAGGAAGAUGUUUAUAAGUUGUGUACAAAACCGUUGUUGAAAAUUAUAAGACAAGCACUCUGGUAUUCAAGUGCACAUAUGAUGCAAUCUGUUCAUAAACCGGCGUAAUACUCACUCUGCCAUGUCUCCUCAGAUUGCCAUGGGUAUACCUCUUCAAAGAAUCAAAGACAUCAGGAUGCUUUAUGGGGUGCAGCCCUGGGGAGACUCUCCCAUUGACUUUGAGGGUCUGUCUACGGCCCCCUCCCCUCGGGGACAUGUCAUCGCUGCUCGAAUCACCAGUGAAAAUCCUGACGAGGUGAGCCUCACUCUCUCCUGGCUGAAACACAAAACCCUCCCAGCUAAAGGUUACAUAGAGUCUAGGAUUUCUGUUAUGGUUGUUUUUAUUAAACCUCUCACUUUGUAAUCCUGUUGUACCAUAAAUAAAGACCCUUGUUGUGACUUUUUUUAAAGGUCAAGUCCGCUGUUUUUUUAGUUGUUGCUGUGAUGUGUUUGCAGGGUUUCAAACCAAGCUCUGGGACAGUGCAAGAGUUGAAUUUCCGCAGCAAUAAAAACGUGUGGGGGUACUUCAGUGUUGCAGCCGCUGGAGGGCUGCAUGAAUUUGCUGACUCCCAGUUCGGACAUUGUUUCUCAUGGGGGGAGAACAGGGAAGAAGCAAUCUCGUGAGUACAAUCUUAAACUAUGCUUGUGUCAGAAUCUAAAGUUUUUGUUUUUGGAGGUUUUUAGUUACAUCUCUGUCUUUUUGUUGCUCCAGCAACAUGGUGGUGGCUCUGAAGGAGUUGUCUAUCAGAGGAGACUUCAGGACCACAGUUGAAUACCUCAUUAAGCUGCUGGAGACUGAAAGUUUUCAGCACAACAGCAUUGACACUGGCUGGCUGGACAGGCUCAUCUCAGAGAAGAUGCAGGUACACCGCGAAGUGUUCCUGCUCUAAACAUUUAAUAUAUAAAAAAGAACUGCCUCAAAUACGGAUCCUUCAAAACCACAUAGCAGGAGACUGGUGAGAUUUAGUGGAUUGAAGAGUUGAAUGUGUGUUUUGUGCAGGCGGAGCGUCCCGAUACCAUGCUGGGAAUUGUCAGUGGUGCUCUUCAUGUCGCAGAUGUCACUCUGAGAAACAGUGUGUCCAACUUCCUUCAUUCCCUGGAAAGGUAAAAACAUGUUGUGUCGUGGGUGAAAUGAAACUUGUGUAGUGUUUGGAUAGGAAACAUGACAUGCUCUUGACUCUCUGUCCAGGGGCCAGGUGCUUCCAGCACACACUCUCCUCAACACUGUAGACGUGGAGCUGAUCUAUGAAGGCACUAAGUACGCUCUGAAAGUGACCCGCCAGUCUCCCAACUCCUACGUGGUUAUUAUGAACAACUCAUCUGCUGAGGUGGACGUACACCGCCUCAGUGAUGGAGGGCUUCUGCUGUCUUAUGAUGGAAGCAGCUACACCACCUACAUGAAAGAGGAGGUGGACAGGUUAGAUUCAUCCUUGGUUUAAUGAUUUAUCGGCUGAAGUAAUCAACCAGUUUUGACCUUAAUUAAAUUGUUUGAUAAGCUGGUGUAAUCUGGUUCUUUUUCAUCUAAAAUAUGUUUAUUUUUUUCUUUCUUACAGGUAUCGCAUCACCAUCGGGAACAAGACUUGUGUCUUUGAAAAGGAGAAUGAUCCUUCACUGCUGCGAUCUCCUUCAGCAGGGAAACUUAUCCAGUACACAGUUGAAGAUGGCGGCCAUGUGUUUUCAGGCCAGUGCUAUGCUGAAAUCGAGGUACAGCGUGCAGUAAUGAAUAUGACUGUUGCAAAGUCUACUGAAAGACAAAAAUACCUCAAAUGCUCUUUAUUUUUACCUAACGAUUAGUAUAGAUGUAAAUUCUGUGCUUGUUGAUUCCAGGUAAUGAAAAUGGUGAUGACUCUCACAGCUGCAGAGUCUGGUUGUAUUCACUAUGUGAAGAGGGCUGGAGCGGCGCUGGAACCAGGCUGUGUCAUCGCCAAGCUGCAGCUGGAUGACCCGAGCAGGGUGCAACAGGUACAAACAAGUAUAUGUCUUAAAAAUGUGAAUAUGUGCAAGUACUUUUGGGGAAAGUUACAGGCUGUCUAACUCUCUAAUUUUAAGUUGCAUAGUAGACUUUACUUAAAGAAGGUCUAUAUACGAUACAAUACAAUAAUACGAUAUGAUAAUACGAUACACUUUAUUGUCCCCUUAGGAAAAUUAGUCUUGGACUCCAAGAGCUGCACAGUUAAAGCUGCCAACUUAUGGCACAAAUUACUAGACCUGACAAAGACACAGUCACACAACCCAUGCACAUUGCACGUACAUAAAUACAUAAUCAAUAUUCAGAUUAUGAUAAUUCAACAAGAUCAGUCUACAAUCAUAGCCCCAGCUUAAUGUAACAUGUCUAUGAGGAGCAAUGCAUUAUUCACAUAAAUGUCAGCUGAUGGUAAAAAGGGCAAUAAGGAUGUAAUUUAACUGGUUGAAAUGUUCAUUUAGGUUUUGUCCACCAGCGAGUAGCAUCAGUGGUAAAAACUGAAUAUUAUUUUUGCUGUCCGCCCCAUCAGAUACCAGGAUGUUGUGUUGCUCUGUAACACACAGAGAGGUGCUGAUAAAUUUUUAAUCCUGCCACUUAGAAGUAUAGUUCUUCUGCUGAAUGCUGUUUUUCUUAUUCUAUAUAUAGUGCAGCAAAGUAGAGGAUGCUCUUGGACUAUAACAGGAUAAUGAUACAGCAUAUUUGCAGUUCAAAUGAUUCACUCAGUAUUUAAAUCCUUAUUAUUGUCAUCUUCAUAGCUGUUUAAAGCCAACUAAAAAAACCUGUGAACCUGAUAUAUAAGUGAUUGGGAUAUGUGCACUUUUGUUUAUGACAAGUCAAUUCAUAAAGUCAAGAAAUAAAUGGUGCAGGAAAUAGAAAAUGAUGGUUUAAUAAUCUGAAGAUAAACAAGCUUAUGUUUAUCAGACUGUCAGGAGGCAUAAUUAAAGUUGGAGGAGUAUCUUACUUUACUUUCGACUUAAGUAUAAUCUGCAGCUUUCUGGUCAAAGCUGCAAAAAGAUUUGAGUUUCUUUGAAACAGCAGCUGCUUACUUAUUUUAGAGCAGUGUUGUUUCUUUCUUUUGGUCUAAAUCAUUGGGAAUUCUUUUGUAUCACAUAUCAGCCUAUGCAUGACAAGACUGUCAAAAACACAUAUGAGUCUGUUUGGUAAUUAAAAGAUUAUCUAUUUUUAUUUGUCUUCUAGGCAGAGCUGCACACUGGGGCCCUGCCGACUAUUCAGGCUGUGGCCUUGAGAGGAGAGAAGCUCCACAGAGUCUUCCACAACACACUGGAUCAUCUUGUUCACAUCAUGAAUGGCUUCUGCCUCCCUGAGCCUUUCUUCAGCGCUAAGGUAGAAGUUCAGUCUGACUGGUUACAUUUUAACAGCAACUCUCGUAACUGAAAGCGAUUCUCUAAAAAACUGUCUCCUGGGUCUGCCACAGUUGAAAGAGUGGGUGGAGCGGUUGAUGAAGACCAUGCGUGACCCUUCUUUGCCACUGCUGGAGCUUCAGGACAUCAUGACGAGUGUGUCGGGUCGCAUCCCCCCAGCCGUGGAGAAGGCUAUCAAGAAAGAGAUGGCGCAGUACGCCAGUAACAUCACAUCUGUGCUCUGCCAGUUCCCCAGCCAGCAGGUGACUAAUCAACAAAUACACACACCAAGUUAAUGAGAGUUUGUCUUCUGCAUACCAUGUGGCUAAAGUUGGUAUCCGUGGUAACUGUGGAUCCCUGAGAACAAUUAUUGUUUAUGAUGCAAAGUAAUCAUUAAAGUUGAGGGCGAAGAUCCGCAUAUUUUUGUAGGUUAAGUGUCAUUCAUUAAAGAAAGGUGUCUUUUUUUUUCUCUUUUUUUAAUUAACAUUUAAAAGAUGUAUCAUUGUCUCAUAAAUGUUCCCCACACUCUGAAAAAGCAAACAAUAAUAUGACUUAUAGUGAAAAGUUGCUUUCAAACACCACUAAAUUAAUUUAUCUAGUUGAAAAUACAAUCUUACCCCUGAGCUGGGACCUACUUGUUGGGGGGGUCAAAGGUGCCUCUGGGAUUAAGUGCUCACCAGCCUCUGCUUCCACAGGGAUUAUAUGCUUGUAUUGUAAUCUUUCCUCCUUCUAGAUUGCAAACAUCUUGGACAGCCAUGCUGCUACUCUCAACAAGAAGUCAGAGAGAGAAGUCUUCUUUAUGAACACACAGAGCAUUGUUCAGCUGGUCCAGAAGUGAGUACAACAGCUCCACCAGACACUAAGUUCAAAAGGUUUAUUCUGUAGUUUUGAACAUGAAUUUAUAUCUGGUUUUCUUUGUCACCUGAUCUUCUGUUCCACGUAGAGAUUAUACAUCUUUUGCCGUCAGCUGUAUAACGCUGCAUAGUUCUUUGUGUCAGUCCAGACUGCUUGUCUCCAUCAGGUAUCGCAGUGGUAUUCGAGGUCACAUGAAGGCCGUGGUGAUGGAUCUGCUCAGGCAAUACUUGAAAGUAGAAAUCCAGUUUCAGAAUGGUAAGAGAUCAAACCUUAUUAUAGGUUAAUGUAGUUGUUUUGAUUUUUUUGUUCAAGUUUCUUUUCUUUUUUUUUCCAAAGAAGCUGCAAUGCACGUUCUUACCACCAGGUGGAGCCCUGUCCCAAUAGCUCUUUGUGCUGUUUCCUAACAGCUCAGCAUUUGUGACAGCAGUUUCCCUGUUCAGGGCUAACCAGAGCUUUCCUUUGUUGAUUUUUAUCAGGACACUAUGACAAGUGUGUGUUCGCGCUGCGUGAGGAAAACAAAGGCGACAUGGCCAACGUGCUCAACUACAUUUUCUCUCAUGCUCAAGUCACCAAGAAGAACCUGCUGGUUACUAUGCUGAUUGUAAGUUUCUAUCUUUCUCAGCUUAGCUAUUUUAGAAAUAAAAACAACUUCUAUUUUGAGAUUUUUCCUUUGAUAUGUUACAUUUAGUCCUAAAUCAAACUCAUUUUCAAACUUAAGUAUCACCCUUAUCUGGCCAGGAUUAUGAUUACUGAAGUCUGUAAUGGUUUAAGAUCAAGUUGUUAUUUUAAGCUCUUUAUACAUCUUUUUACAUCUCCAUGGGAUAUGAUGUUAUUGGGUAAAAUGAUGUGUAACAUAUUCUCCUUUAUGUGUAGGACCAGCUGUGUGGUCGUGAUCCCACACUGACUGAUGAGCUGAUGGCCAUCUUGACCGAACUCACACAGCUCAGCAAGACAACCAAUGCCAAGGUGGCUCUGCGGGCCCGACAGGUGAGAUCAAAGCUCCACAUUUAGUAUUCCAUUGAAAAAACUAUAAAUGACUUUCUGUGCGUUUACAUACACUCAAAAUUACAGCUAGUGAAAAAACAGCAAACGGUCUAUGUAGAAUCUUUUUAUAACCCACUGUUCUGUGUGAAGUACAUGACAAAGAUCCGGUUAUAAACCUAAACAUUCUGACUUCACUGAUAUCAGACCUGCUAUGCACGAGCGUGUGAGGACAUGAGAUGGAAUGAAAAUGAGGAAUGGGACACACAGCUCCACAUAUUUUCUAAAAACAUGAAUGAAAUCAGGGGAAUAAAGUCUCAGCUCCAGCUCGUGUUUUUAUAUCAUAGAGUUUAAACAGCAUAUAUGGUAUCCACAGUCAGGGAAGUCCUGAGUACCAGUCCUAAAAAGAACGCUGCAAAAGUGCAGUGAAAAAAGCAAAGAGGUGAAAACAUUCGUCGCAAACAAAUGUAUUUAUGUUUUUUCCUGUCAAGUCCAUGUUUGCUUGUGUAGGAUUUCUGUUCAUAUUAAUUAGAUACUGUUUCAAUAUACAAACAGUUGUAUACAUUUAAUGAGGGGCUAGAUAAUAAGUUUAUGCAUCGCAGAGAAUGGACUCUUGCUAAAUCAAAAAGAAAAGUUGAAAGAUAUGCAGCCUUGCGUGCCUGCAUCAGAGUUCUCACACACUGUGUGGUUUGACGGUGGGACAUCAAUAAAUCAGCUGAUAUACAAAUACUGAGUUAAUAAAACAGAAUGAUACUUCCUUAUAUUUGAUUAUUUUCACCCAGAGUUGGACUUUAACUGAAACCAACAUUUUAUGUUUUUAUGUUGAAAUCCUGCAACAAAGUGUAAUAACAAAGAAAGCUGCAAAAUAUUACACUGCACUAAUAGAUCAACAGAGUUUUUACAGUUCACGUCAGUUUCUUUUUAAAACUUAAAAAUGUUCAAAUUUAAAUAAAGUUUUAUAACGAGAAAAAUCGAAUACAGGAAUUAUUUUGCUGUAUUAAUCCUCAGCCUUGGGGGUGAUAAUUUCACCACUAGAUGUCACUGUCAACUCUUAAUAUGUUCAGCAUCUCAAACUGAAGUGGAGAGCAUGCCAUUACUAAAAUAAAACAAUAAAAACACAUUAAGACUCCAGCAUUUUCUUCACUCCCUUAACUCAGGUGUUGAUUGCCUCCCACCUCCCCUCUUAUGAGCUACGGCACAACCAGGUGGAGUCCAUCUUCCUCUCUGCCAUCGACAUGUAUGGACACCAAUUCUGCAUUGAGAACUUGCAGGUAGGCAAUGAUGAAAGUUCAGUUGAGGCUUUAUUUGAUAUUCUGAAAAUGGAAAGUGUGAAGCUGACUAAUCUUUUUAAAAAUGUUUUUCAUAGAAACUGAUCCUAUCAGAAACCUCCAUCUUUGAUGUUCUGCCCAACUUCUUCUACCACAGUAACCAGGUGGUCAGGAUGGCUGCCCUCGAGGUCAGAAGCAUUACAAUCUCACUUAAGAGAUCCAUUUGACUUGACCUCUUUCAACGACUGUUGAAAUGCCGCAGAUCUACUCAAAACCAUUUGUCCUCUGCAUCCAACAACCGCAGGUGUACGUUCGAAGAGCAUACAUUGCUUACGAGCUCAACAGCGUUCAGCAUCGACAGCUGAGGGACAACACGUGUGUAGUAGAGUUCCAGUUCAUGCUUCCUACCUCGCACCCCAACAGGUAUUGUGACACCAGAAAAAAACUGCAGCACUCACAUGCUAUGCAUCACGUUUUAUGCAGCUCCCCCAACCUUAAAAGGCACUGUGGACGGCAAACUUCAUACAUACUGUUCAACAUCUUAGACCAAACGCCAGCAUAUUAACUUUAUAUCAGUGAGAAUAUUAAUGGAAGCAGUUGCGUCGAUCUUUUAUCACAUAAACUGCAUUUCCAUGAAGCCAUUAGCGUUUAUUGGUGGUUCUACAUUGGUCUUUUUAUUCUGCUACACAACGGUCUAGGUGUUUGUGCAAAAGUGGGCAUGUAUCCCACAGCCUAGAAAUGGUUUAUUUAUUAUUAUAUCACUAUUAGCAACAACAAGGAUGUUUCUACUCUUAAGUCUGAAUCACACUCUUUUUGUGCCAUAACUCAGGGCAGGGCGAUAUGGCCUUGAAUCAAUAUCAUGAUACACUGAGCAGUUCACCUCGAUAUCGAUAAAUGGACGAUAACUACUCCACAAGCACCUCAUCCCCUCCCACAUUAACUUCGUCUGCUCCAGCCGCUACAACUUUUGAACCGUCCUCCAUCUGCUCGCCUGUCUUUUCCUCUUUGUUACGGACUGGAUGGGGUGGAGUCACGUCAUCCAAAACCAACUUUUUAUCUAUUUAUUUUUUGACACGGAUUAUAUUGACAUGGGCAAAAUGACAUUGGUUAUUGUUGUAAAUUUCAGUAUCGGUAAAUUUUCGGUUUAUCGCCUAGCCCUACCAUAACUGUACUAAGUGAUGACGAUCACUUAGUAAACCUAUGCAUGGUGCCACAGUCCCUCUCCCACAACCCCAGCUGUAUGUCACUGUUCAUAGUUGUUCUCCAUGUAAAUGCUCCUCAUGUGCAAAAGAUGUUAUUUUUUUGCAAAGACCAAAAAUACCUCUUGGUUUGUCAGAAGUAAGUGAGUCAUAUGAACGACAAAAAUUCCCAGCCUCAACAGUCUCAUGUCAGUUGCCCGUCUCUGUCAGUCCACAGGGGCAUGAUAGGCUGUACGAAACUACAGAGACUCUGAGAGAGACCAAAGACAAACUUGGGAUUUGCCUUGUACAUGCACAGCAUUUCAAAAAGCUUGUAACAGAUGAAGCCACCUGGCUCUUCUGCAUCCACCCUGUGUGUCUGUGUUCUGUUCGUUUAUGUGCGGAUGUGUGCGUGUCUGAGUAUUUGUCGUUUUUUUUACAUUCACACAUGUUCUUGCAUGCUCAUGAUUUCCCACGCCUGCACUAACCCUCACGUGCGAACUAAGGACAGCAUGGGAGUUUGAACCGAUCCUCUGUCUUUGUUCAGAGUCAAACUCUGGACGAGGAGGCUUGUGGAUCUGAUGAUGCAUGUUUUAAAAGGGAGCAGUCAGGAAGUGAAAUGUGUGUUACGGAGCUACAAAGUUAAACCGAGUUUACUUCUGUUUUCAUUCAGCUGUUCAUUGUCAUUAAAUAUAUAUAUAUAUAUAUCAAUCUCCUUAAAGGAUAGACACACAUUGCUAAACCUUGACUGUCUUCCUCUCCUGAUGCCUGCCACUAACCACUUGGUAAUCAUUGUUGUUUAAUUGCAGAGGGAACAUCCCCACUCUAAACAGGUAUUGUAAACAUUCUUUCAUUGCUUAGAUUACUACUGGCUGUAGACUAGCUAGCUGCAUGUCAAAAUAGCUAUUAAUCUUGUUAAUUGGUUUGGUGAUAAGGUAAAGAGACAAAGCUUGUUUGGUGCUUUUAAAUGUACAAAAAUGAAACUGUUAAUAAACUCAGAAGUUAGUCAGAUUCAGUAACACAAUGUCUCUGGUUACUGACAAAAGCAUGCCUAUUAGCAUUCAGUCUCUGUGUCAAGCAUUUCAAGUCUGUGUGUGUGUGUCUCUGUGAAAGACUCUUUUUUGUUUUUCUAACUUGAGCGUGUGUGUAUCUGCUUCAGUCAGUUUGAGAGAUUCGGUAUAACAUGGGGUUUACAGCGGUCUGAGACCACUUCAAAUCAAAUGCUGGGAAUGUUGUACACCAGUGCAAAUCUCUUGAACUGAAAAACCCUGUGACUGUCCUGCCAGGAAAAUGUCUGUUCCCGUCCUGGACAUUUCAAAAGCCAAGAACACAAAAUUACAGGAAACUAAAGACCAGGACCUAAACGCUCAAGAUAGCAAAUCUCAGGAUGAUAAAGCUGAGAAGAGAAAUGCAUCCGAUUUGGAUUCUGUGGACAGGUUUGAAACAAACAAAAACUAAAUUUCUAUCAGUGGGUGUAAUUUCUGGGAAAAUUUCUUACAAUUCGACUAACAUCCAACAAAACAGAGCAUCAAUUCUUCAAAGGGUGUUUCUGGUGUUUUUUUUUAAUUUCCUAGCUCCUUUAAAAGGGACAUUUUUAUUGGUUUGAUUUCCUACCACAUGGUCUGCCAUAAAUCCUUAUCAUAUAAUGCAGCUGUCACGGUGUUCACGUAAAGUGGUGUAAUUUUUUGAACUUGUUCUUGAGUAAUCAAUUCUCACUCAGUUUUUAUUCAAAAAAUCUCCAUCAAUCAACAUGUGAAGUUUUGAAGUGCUUACUACAAAUUCAGCAUUUUAGAUUUCUGAGGAACAAAAAGUGGAAUAAAAACUGUGGUGAGCUUCCUAAAUGUGGGAUGUCUUCUGUCUCUUCCUUUUUAUGCAUUUUUCCAUAAUAAUUGUUCCCUCUCAAUACUCUAGGAUGUCAUUCUCAUCCAACUUAAACCAUUACGGCAUGGUGCACGUAGCCAGCGUCAGUGAUGUCCUGCUGGACACCUCUUUCACACCACCUUGUCAGCGCAUGGGAGCCAUGGUCGCUUUCCGCUCCUUCCAGGAGUUCACCAGGUCAGUCUAAGAAAGAAAGAGGGCUCUCAAGUAAAUCAUAUUCAUGUGGUAAUAUAAUAUGAUAAAGAAGUAUAAUCACAGGAAAGUAUGAUGUUUUUUCCUACACAGGAACAUCACGGAUGUGCUGAGCUGCUUCUCUGACUCUCCCCCGCCAAGUCCAACAUUCCCAGAAGGAGGAAAUCCUGUCCUGUAUGGUGAGGAGGACAGCAAGGUAAUGACAGACUUCUGGAUGUUUAUGACUUUAAGUACAAUAGAUAUUCAUCAAUUAGAUUAAAAAAAAAAUGUGAUAAAACCUUUUUAUACAACAGUCUCAAAGGGACUGUGAUGCCUUUUAAGAUAUGUGGUUUUGUGUGGUGUACUGUCAUAUUUAGAUUGUUUUUAAUGAUUCAGUAGCUGUUUUUCCUUUAUUGUUUGUGUUGCUUGUUUUUUGACUUUCCCACCCAGAGAUCACAGAUGUAAAUUAGCUUUAUGGCUAACUUUAGCUCAGCUAUGAAACAGGAUUAGGGCCACAUGAAAGGAAAAAAAAUAAUAACAGGAAGGAUAUUAAAGUCGAAAUUUCGAGAAUAAAGUAGAAAUUUUGAGAUUAAAAAAAUGUAAUGAUGUCAGUAAAGUCAAAAGUUUGAGAUUAAAGUUAAAAUUUUUAGAUUACAAAAUGUCGUGAAUGAUGUUGAAAUUUCGGGAUUAAAAAAUAGACAUUUUGAGAUCAAAGUCAAAAUUUUGAGAUUGCAAAAUUGAAUGAAUGUCAAUAAAGUCGAAUUUCGAGGUUAAAGUCGAAAUUUUGAGAUUACAUAAUGUUGUCAAUAAUGUUGAAAUUUCGAGAUUAAAAUAAUUGUUUUUUUAAGAUUAAAGUCGAAAUUUCAAGAUUAAAGUUGACAUGAAUAAAGUCGAAAUUUCAACUUUUUAAAAUGUCGACUGUAAUCUCGAAAUUUUGACUUUAAUCUUGAAAUGGAAACCUAAAAAAUCUCCCUCCUGUAAUUAUUUUAUCCUUUUCUUGUGGCCCUAAUCCUCUAUCGUUCUCAGCAGGUCGUGUUGUGUCAAACAAACUAAUAAACUAAAAAUAAACUCACUCUCCAGAGUGUCCAGGAUGAGCCGAUCCAUAUCCUGAACGUGGCUAUAAAGACGGACAGCGACAUCGAUGAUGACGGCCUGGCUGCCAGCUUCAGAGAGUUCACUCAGUCAAAGGUAGGAGUGGUCUGCUGUAAAGCAACUUCUGCAGGAGGAUAAAACACUUUAAAGUAUAAGAUCUCAUGUUGUCAUUUGUCUUUUUCAACAUUUUAGAAAUCUCUGCUGUUUGAACACGGCAUCCGUAGGUUGACCUUCCUAGUAGCCCAGAAGGUGAGAGCCCUGAUUUCAUAAUAACAAAACUGAUUCCCUGUCUUCACAACUGGCUGCUCUGCAUGUCACCAGUUCAACAGUUCUGAAUAGCAUGUAACAGAAUUUUACACAUUAAUUGUCUUUAAUUUUUUCUUGUACGAUUACUAAUACAUUUGACUUAACUGAAACUGAUUGACUGACUAUAGUUUCUGUCAUAAUUGGCACAUAAAGUAGCUUAUUCUCUUGUUUGUCUCUGUGUCUCUUUCUGCAUGCCUUGCUUUUGCUGCAUUUAUGAUGACAGGAUUUCAGGAAGCAGCUCAACUGUGAGGUGGACCAGAGGUUUCACGUAAGUAAAGCGAGACAGAGGUGCUGGGCAGAGAGGGCUCUGAGUUGAAUUUCAUUGCAACAAUAUCAGACACAUCCUCCCAAAAACCUGCACAUUAGAUACUGAGACAGUCAGUUUUGACAUUUGUUUAUAACAACGUUGUCAUUGACCAAAAAGAAGCUAAAUUGAUAAGUAAAUAAAAAACACUUGUAUGGGUUUUUAAGUGGGGUCCUACAACUCAUUUGUUUUUAAUAGAGGCGUACAGAUAUCUGUGAAAAAAGGGAAAUGUGGUAUUCAUAAGUCUUGAGGUGCUAUUUAUACAUCCUGUUAUCAUUAUUACACUAUAUCUUAGUCUGAUUGAAUACACAGAGAUUCCCUGAUCAAAAACAGCAUUAGCACAAUCUAUGCUGAUCAGUGUUCUCAUCAUCACUGCAUAAUAAACUAAUGAUACCGGUCACAUAGUCGUGUAGUGAUAUAAGCCAAUCACAGAGUAGAUAGUGUCAUCUGCUAUAAUACAUUUACAAUCAAUAGGUGUCUGACUAUCAUUAUUAACACUUCUGUGCUUACAGCUUUGUUUUUGUCAAGCUGAUUUUGAUUUAUUUUCAUUCUUUGUUUCUCUUCCUGUCAAUUUUCCACACAGAGAGAAUUCCCCAAAUUUUUCACAUUCCGUGCCAGAGACAAGGUGAGUUUUUUUUAAAUCACUAAAAUACGGUUAUAAAAGAUUCCUAAGUCUGUGUUUUCACUUUCAUGAAUGACCUGGUUUAUUAAAACACAAAGGGAUGAAGAUAUAUUUUAUGCACAUGUAUCAGAUAAACAAAUUCAGACUUAUUGAUCCAUCUUCUUGUGCCUAAACACUGAGCAGAUCCAUGUCAUGGUUGUAGAAAACAACCGUUCUCCACCUCUAGUACUUCUUAAUUUCAUUCUAUCACAGCCAUUGACAACUUUUUUUCUCAGCUCCCACAAUAGCUCUACCAAACUCAUUAAAGUAAUUAACUCUUAAAUUAUGUCUCCCAUUUCAGCUAAAUGACACCCAUUAGACGCUCCUGAGAUUGAGAUUGGCUGUGAUUUAAUUUACUCCAUUAACUAUGUGACUCUCAGGCAUCUUUUUACUCUUGAUUUACCCCUGAAAUUUGCGAUUCGAAACACUUAUUUAUAACAGGCUCAGAAAAAACUGUCCUGACAGUCUAAAAAAAUGUAAACCCACACUUGUGUCUGUCGUGUUUCUCGCCAGUUCGAGGAGGACAGGAUCUACCGUCACUUGGAGCCGGCACUCGCUUUCCAGCUUGAACUCAACCGCAUGCGCAACUUUGCUCUCACUGCCAUUCCAUGUGCAAACCACAAGAUGCACUUGUACCUCGGUGCGGCUCGUGUAGAGGUGGGCACAGAGGUCACGGACUACCGUUUCUUUGUGCGAGCUAUCAUUCGCCACUCUGACCUCGUCACAAAGGUAAGUAAGCGGAAGAACAAGACGGCUUUUAGAUUCUUGCACACGAUAUUUAUGCUUUUUGUGUUGGUUUUCACAAAGAUAUCAAACUUGUCCCCAAACUUAUUAGGAGGCGUCUUUUGAAUACCUUCACAAUGAGGCUGAACGUCUGCUACUGGAGGCCAUGGAUGAGCUGGAGGUUGCUUUCAACAACACAACUGUACGAACGGACUGUAACCACAUCUUCCUCAAUUUUGUCCCAACAGUCAUCAUGGACCCGUCAAAGGUUUGUGAACAUAUCUCACUGUUAAAUUUCUGAUCAGGUCCAGAUAAUCGCUGUUAUUCUUAAUCUACUCUUCUCUACAAACGUCAGAUCGAGGAGUCUGUGCGCUCCAUGGUGAUGCGUUACGGCAGCCGUCUGUGGAAGCUGCGUGUCCUGCAGGCCGAACUGAAAAUCAACAUUCGCUUGACUCCAACAGGGAAGCAAAUCCCAAUCCGCCUCUUCCUCACUAACGAAUCAGGUUACUACUUGGACAUCAGCCUGUACAAGGAGGUCACUGACUCUCGAACGGGACAGGUGGGGCCCAAAGAUCGACAGGUGGGGCACUCAUCCAUCAUCCAUCUCAUCCACUUAAAGUCCACCUGCUGGUGUGAAGGCAUUAGCUCCAUCCUGAAAACCUCCGCUUGUAUAGUGCAGUUAACCAGCCUCUCUUGAUCAGUGAACUAAGAGUUUUUAAGUUUAUUUACAUAAGCGGUAAAAAAACAUUUGAGGCUUUGGGAUCAGAGCAGAGAUUCAGUAUGGUGCGUUGCCUUGAGCCUGGUGGACAUUUAUUUCAGUAAUACUCUCUCUCCUUGCAGCUGAUCAGGUAAGUUUCUCUUCAUCAAGCCAUCCAUUCAUUUGUCCAUCAUCACAUCUCCCAUUUUUCAUGUGUUAAAUCUUGUCAAUUUACUUUCUUUUUCCUGUUGUUUGCUUUGUUUACAUGAUAAUGUAUGUGGCGUUGGGUUUACAUGCCUGUUCUUAUAAGACUGAUGUCCAAUGCUGUAUGUCGUCAUCAUCAUUGUCUCUCUCAAAACCAUUUCCACAAACAUGAUCAAAGGGGUCACUUUGUGUAUCACCGUGUCUGUAAAUUGACCCCUCUUUGCCUUUCUUUUUUACAGAUUAUGUUCCAAGCGUACGGAGACAAGCAGGGCCCGCUGCACGGCAUGCUCAUAAACACACCCUACGUCACCAAGGACCUGCUGCAGUCCAAGCGCUUCCAGGCUCAGUCUCUGGGCACGACUUAUGUCUACGACUUCCCUGAGAUGGUCAGACAGGUACGCUUUAAAAACCUUUACGCAGUUGGAAUUUCCAUUCUUUUCCAUACCUACUUUUUAUAAUUAUUUUAGGAAAUACCCACUUUUCAAUUUUAGAAAACAAUAUUUUAGAAAUGUGGUAAUAGUCUGUAAACAUAAAUAUUUUUCCAUACUUUAUUUUGCAUUUUCCAUACUUUUUAAGACCUGGAAAUUGAUCAAAUUUAUUCCCAUAUUUUUCCGUACUUGUGUAGGAACCCUUCUUACGACAUAAGCCAGAUCAGCUGAUUAAAAUAUUCAUUUAUUGUAUUUGCAUGGCACAUAGUUUCUAUAUUUUAUAUAUCAUGAUUUUUGCACCAUCCUCUGGUAUAUUUCCCAUUAUGCCUAUAUUACAUGUUUUUAUUGUUUCUAUUAGGUAUUUCUUUCUAAGUCCCCUGCCAGUACACGCACCACUGCUAACUACUAUUCGCUCUCACUUUUAAAUUUUACUUGUUGGUGAUGCACCUUUACGCACUCGCGGCCUCGGCGAGAUGUUUCCGAUUGCUUACUGAUUGUCCAUUAACUUCUACCAUAAAGUUUAAAACAAUCAAACUUCCGUAGGCAAAAAAAACCUUAAUUUGGAUAUACUGAUCCCUUCAUUCCUUGCACAAUAAACCAGUAAAUCAAAACCGUAACCAGCUGCCAGUCAAAAAACAAAAGCCUUCUUGAGCGCCACACGUGAAAGACUUAGUGGGCACCCUAAAUAGUCUUUUCGCCCCUCCUACAGCGCCACACGGUGAAAUCUAAAAAAUCUUUUAUUUGAUGUUUUUACUCCAGAACUCCACGACUCUCCUUGCGUGAGUAAACCUACCUGUCACUAACCUGAGUCUUCCUCUGAUUAUUCUGACGUUUUUUUUUUUAUUUCAGGCUCUGAAGAAGCUGUGGCACUCCAGCCAGACCUUUGCCCACUUACCCAAAUGUCCUCUCCCCUCUGAGCUGCUCACGUUCACAGAGCUGGUUCUUGAUGCCCAGGGUCAGCUGGUGCAGAUGAACCGACUGCCAGGAGGCAAUGAGGUCAGUUUUCGAAGACGUACAUUACAUAAAAUGAGACUAAAAUCUGUCCUCUUUGAAAUGACCCCUUUUUUAAGUGUAAUUCCGCUCACAUGCUGUAGGUGUCUCUGUGUUUCUUCAGCUGUGCUUGAACGCUUGUCUAACACUUUAUUGAUGUAUGAAAAUGCUUAAUGCAUCAUUUAAAGUGCAAUGAGAAAUGAUACCUAGGUCCUGUAGUUGUAUUAAUUUCACCACAACCAUCAAAUGUUGCAGCCUGAAUCAUCCAUGGAGCAUGACAUAUUGGAUAUCGAUCUCAUACUAACCUACAUUAAUUGAUCAUUUUAAACUCAAAAUUACUUUAAAAAUAGAUUAAGAAUAGCUGUGUUACAUCAUUUUUCUAGAUCUUCAGCAUUCAGUGUGUCAACCUGCCUCUUUUCUACCUGUCUAGAUCGGUAUGGUGGCAUGGAGGAUGACCCUGCGUACGCCAGAAUACCCAGCAGGACGGGAAAUCAUUGUUAUAAGCAACGACAUCACACAUAAGAUAGGCUCAUUCGGGCCACAGGAGGACGUGUUGUUCCUGCGAGCCUCAGAGAUGGCGAGGGAGAGCGGCAUCCCUCGGAUCUAUAUCGCAGCCAACAGCGGCGCCCGCAUCGGGCUGGCUGAGGAAAUCAGACACAUGUUCCACGUGGCCUGGCAGGAUCCAGCUGACCCCUAUAAGGUCAGACUUGCAGACGACUGGAUUUGUUUCUUUUCUUUGUGUGUUUUUGGAAACUUAAAGUUUAGUGUCUCUAAUAUAUUCGAGUUCUUUCUCAUGAAUAUCACUUUUUUGUUUGCAUAUUCUGUGUUUGUAAGUGUAUUUCAUUUUCUUGGAUAUUUUCUUGUGAUACUCUUUUCUCUCCUUUUGUCCAUUAAAUAGUUUAAUGUGAUUGUCCCUCUGUAUUCGUCAAAAACAUCAUAACUAAGCAUUCUUCUGUAUUUUCUCUAUGCAGGGUUUCAAGUAUCUCUACCUCACACCUCAGGAUUACAAGAAAGUUUCAGCCCUGAACUCUGUGCACUGUGAGCAUGUGGAGGAUGAGGGAGAAUCCAGGUAAAUCUUUUUAUAACAAAUCAGCACUUAACUUCAUAUUCAAAGAAACGCAUCUGUAAGAAGCUGUGGCAUCAGGCAAAAAUGCAUGACUUCACCAAAUCCCUCGGGAUUACAACACAGGUGAAAAUGAAAGGCAAAGCUGUCGGAGGGUCACAUCUUGCUUAGAGUGAAUAUAUGUGCUGUCAUGCAGGUACAAGAUCACCGACAUCAUUGGAAAAGAUGAGGGGCUGGGUGUGGAGAACCUGAAAGGGUCUGGAAUGAUCGCUGGAGAGUCCUCUCUGGCUUAUGAGGAGAUCAUCACCAUGAACCUGGUAAGACACAAGUGGCCCGCUCUUGCAUCUGGUUUCUUCACACGUACUGGAGGCUCCAAGGUGAUUAUCUUGUCUUAUAGGUCACAUGCAGAGCAAUAGGGAUCGGGGCCUAUCUGGUGAGGCUUGGACAGAGAACCAUUCAAGUAGACAACUCUCAUAUCAUCCUGACUGGAGCUGGAGCGCUUAAUAAGGUAAAAUGAUCCGAGACAAAGAGACUUGUUGAAAGUGAAAAUGUGAUGCUGUUGUGGAAUUAAGUUUAGUUGUCUUCUACUUUAAUGUUGAAUUAACUUGAAAGAAGUUAUUUUGGUAACACUUUACUUGACGCCUAUCUCUAUAACGCAUCACAAAUAUAUGUAUAAUGCAUUAUAAUCACGUUAUAGCACUGUAUAACUAUAGUUAUAAACACUCAGAAAUGAUCAUAAUACUUGCCCACAUAGAUAAUGCAUUAUACAUAUAUUUAUGAUGUGUUAUAAUUUGCUUAUAAACUCUUAUAACUAUAAAUAUAUACACUCACUAAUUAUCAUAGGGCUUUAUAACAAUAAGCAUAACACAUUAUAAUACCUGACCUUGUAAGUCAUGAUCAAAUGCUUUAAAAUGUGUUAUGAUCAAAUUAAGAAAUUUAUAUCACAUCAUCAAUAUAUGUAUAAUGCAUUACCUAUGUAGGCAUUGUCAGUAAGUUGUUAACAGUUAUAAAACAUUAUAAUACCUGACCUUGUAAGUCAUGAUAAAAUGCUUUAUAAUGUGUUAUAAUUAUUGCUAUAAAGCAUUAUGAUCAUUUAUGAGUGUUUAUAACUAUAGUUAUACAGUGCUAUAAUGUGAUUAUAACACAUUAUACAUAUAUUUAUAAUGCGUUAUAGAGAAAGGCGUCAAGUAAAGUGUUAUGGUUAUUUUUGAUGUGCAACAUUUAAUCAAUCUGUGUCCUCAUUGAGAUUUUACAAUAAAUAUAAAUUAUCAUCCUGUUUUUAGUCAGUAUUGGAGAAAGGGUAAACACAUGCCUGAAACUUUUCCUGUAAAGGCAGUAUAGCACAGAGGAUUUUUUUUAUUUGUAUGAUAGGCAAGAUAAAUCAAGAUUCUGAGAUGUAUAAUCCCAUGGAAGACUGGUACAUUUUAUACGACAGCGACAACAAUAAAUGAGAAAAGUGUUGCUUGACUUUGGAGCUGUUCCAAAUGGCUGAUCAGGCUUCUUCCUCUCUGCCUUGUGCUGCUCUACUAGGAUCCCCCUCUCUGAUCAUAGCCACAGGCUAGCCUGCCACUCAUAACGGAAUAAUUGAAAGCGAACCAUGAAGUUGUAUUUGCAUAGAAAUAGAGUGACAUGCUUGGGGCUGCAGCGUAGGACACACAUAUUAUUUGUUUUUAAUCAAAACGAGAAGUUUCGCCGAGGCAGAUUGUUUUCCUGCCGCAUGAGGCUGAUUGCUGCGCGCUUGUGUUUUUUGUGCGUAAGUAUGCACGCUUCACUGCCGCCUCUUGUCUCGCUUUCUAUCUGCUGUCCUUGUCAGCGCAUUAAGAUGACUCCAUUUCAAAUUAGAGGACAGAUUGCAACAUGACAAAUCAUGCAAACCUAUUUGCUGGAAGCUCAGUUGUUUAAAAUAGAAUCACUGUGAGUUGUAUUCGCAUCUGCCUACAGUGAUUGUUACUGACAUUGUAAACAAAGCCUGCGCAAUGUACAUAAGAACAUUUUUUUGUUUACAUUUAAUCAUAGAAAUUCAGAAACUGCAUGGUUCUCACCUGCAGCUCAGGGGAGAAACGAGGUCGCUCUUCUCUGCUCAUUUAUCUUGUGGUUUUCUGGCUAUUAACUGAAACUUAAUGGAGAGCGGGAGGCUGCCACCCAGAGAUCAUCAUUUCAUUAGCUGCUGGAAAGCUCUCAUAUUUUCAUGGGGAGUGGAUAGUAACUACUAGCAUAAAUACCCCAGUGAGCUGUUUUAUCCAGUUUGCCCCUUAUUUUCUUCCUUCCAGUCAUCUCCCAGUGUCCCCUCCUCCUCCUCUCCUCUCUGCUGCAGAAUCUUAAUGAAGCCGCCAAUAGCCGCAGGCACAGGGGUUUUGUGUAUGUCAAGGUGACUGCAAUGUUUCUGGGGGCCGCCGGCUCUCCUGACAGCUUUAGGAGAGUGCCCCAGAUUUGUAGCCAGAUACAUAACCAUUAAUGGUAAUAAAGAAAGUAAAUGAUGGCUGGAAAGGUGAGAGCUGAGGGUGGGGAUUGAGCUCCUCUCUGAUUUUUAUGGAGCCAUGUCAGGGCCCUGCCACCUGUUCAUGGCUGCUUAUGAAAAUAGGGUGGGCUGGGAGUGAGGUUUUAUGGGUUCGAGUUGGCAUAGGGCAGUUUUGAAGGUCUGUCUCAGCAGCUUCUGUGAUAACAGGUAAAUAGAGGAUUCAGAAUAGACACAGCAUGAGAAAAAGGAUGGAAGCUAGUUGAAUGAUCUGGGUGUUUUGCAUGAGUUAAUCCACGCCACCUGAAAGAAAUCCCCCAACAAGAGUCUCAGGUGCUGUAACCUGUGUCCGCUGUGGCAGAGACGAUUCUAGCUGCUGAUCAUCUGUAUCGACGGAGCAGUGGGGAAAUGUAAUUCAGGGUCUCUGCUGUUACCCAGCUCUGUGCCUGUGUGCAGUCGUAUUGAUCUGCAGCCACCAUGACCAGAAGCCUGGUGGAAACACCUCCUGUUGUCAACCAUGGUUGCACAACAUGAACAAUAGAUUGACUCUGUCGCCUCCAUUGGAGAGCAGGGAGCAGAAGCUUUUAAAGGGUAAAUCCUCAUUAAAUUUAACUGGGCAGAAAGCCGCUGCUCCGCUUUUCAAGUAAAUAUCCAUCCAAGAGCUUGCUUCCUGCUGUUCCUCCUGUGUAUAUGAGAAUAAAAUACACCCAAAAAUUACUUGUUUGCAUCAACCCAAAACAAACAUCUGGGAGUCAACAUAGAAAAGACUUAUUUUUUUAGCAGUCUGUCUUUCAUGCAUACCUAAUCUGUGUUUCUUUCCUCUUGCAGGUUCUUGGCAGAGAAGUCUACACAUCAAACAACCAACUGGGUGGAGUUCAAAUCAUGCACAACAACGGGGUGACCCACAACACUGUUUGUGAUGACUUUGAGGGAGUCUUCACGCUGCUACAGUGGCUCUCUUACAUGCCCAUGGUAAAGUUUAACUGUUGUUUUUGUUGCAAUUGAAACCAGUGGUUAAGCUAUUGAAAAUGUGGAGGUCUUUUCAUAUUCAAAUAAAGAUAUUUUCCACCUUCAGUGUAAAGCCAGUCCAGUACCCAUCCUGGAUGCCAAGGACCCCAUCGACCGGCCGAUUGAGUUUGUGCCCACAAAGGCUCCUUAUGACCCCCGCUGGAUGUUAGCAGGACGACCCAGCCAGAGUGAGUGUCCAAUCCAGACUAAUAUUUCACACAAACUUUUUUAAUUAAUGACAACUAAGGGUGUUUUACAAUCAUAAUUUAGUGCCAAGUGGGUAGAGAGCAGUGAUGUUGAUUGUGACUGAGAGAAAAUAGAGGGAGAUUAUUUACUUAGAAACAACCAUCUACAUGUGUUAUUCUCCUUUCAAUUAGAUUUACAUUGGAGUUUGGUGAAAGCAGACCUUGUUUUUGCACUGCUUGAUCAGAGUUUGAACAAUGACUGGUUUUACCCUGUUAACCUAAAUACAGGACAUUUCUUUAACAAAAUAAGACUAAAAAAAUUCAAUUUUAAAAUAGACUAAAAACAUACUUUAUUUAAAAGGUAUUAAAGUGUGUUGUAUUGAGUGUGUCUGUUUUAUUUUUACCGUCCUCCAUCUCCUCACCUGUCAUUCCUUCUUUGUUACGGACUGGGUGGGGUGGAGUCACAUCUCCCACGCAUCGUCUUAAAGGGACAUGAGACCAUAGCCUACCUACACACAUCCCAAACAUACUUUUCUUUAUUUAUUUAUUUUUUUUGACACUGAAUAUAUAAACAAUGACGUGGGUUACUGUCAUAAAUUUCAGUACUGGUAAAUUUUCAGUUUAUCGCCCAGCCCUACCUUUGAAAUUUUAUUUUCACAUUCUCUGAUUUUCUCUAAAAAAAACACAAUUUCAAGGCACCCAUUUACUAAAUAAUUUUUUUUCCUCUUAUCACAGAUUUAGUGCUUUACAUCACUGCGUAUUACUACUCUAGUGAAUCAAUAGAGACAUUCAGCACUACUUGCAGUCCAACAUGACUUUGUUUUCUAAAAAUGGACAACAGAAACGGCUUCAUCAAACACUGAGUUUCUAAAAUGUUGUUUUGUGCCACUAUCCUGGUCAUACCAAAAAGAGUGAUUUCAACACUUUGCUUUUUUCUUCUAUAUAUGAUUUUAAUCCAAUGCUUUCUUAACGCUUGGAAUAUUACGAUAAUCAAUACUCAAUGCUAUUACAAUACAAGACUACAAUUCUUCUAUAAAUAGUAAAUGACUUUUUGAGACAUGAAAAAUGAGACUACAGACAAUUAAAUUUACCUUCAGGGAUAAAUAAAGUUCUUCUUCUUAUUAUUACUAUUAUUUUGUUUUUUAUUUAACUUGUUCCAAAACAAAAGUAAACAUCAUUUCAGUUUGAUAUCCCUGUCCUUCAUGUUGCAAUAGUUUAGUACUAGAAAGACACUAUUGAGAAGCAAAGAGAGAAACAGUGAUAUUUAACUUCAUUCUGCUGAAGGGAAGAUCAAGUUGACUCCAUAAUGGACCUGGAAUGUUUUACACUGUGGGUCAGGACUGAGCAGGUUCUUCAUCAGUGUAAUUACAGCCUGGAACAGCAGAGAUUGGGGGGACUGAGCCACUCAACUGUCUCUGCUCGUGAUGAGUGGUGAGGUUUAAUUGAAUGGUAACCUCACAGACUGGGCAUGUUUCUCGGGGUGUGCAAGCAGAUAAAGAGCUGAGUAAGCCCUGCUUAUACAGUCAUCCAUCAUGGCUGCUGCCAAGGAAAAAAAUACAAAACUUCAGGCUGCGGUAUAAAGCCAGGGUUGUUGGACUGCUUGGAAAAGACAGAAUAUUUUCAGGAAACAGACUGAGUUGCGGUUCCAGUUUGCAGUAAUUAACUUCUUUUUACUCCUCAUCUGUAGCUCCAAAGGGAUCCUGGCAGAGCGGCUUCUUUGACAACGGCUCCUUCAUGGAGAUCAUGCAGCCGUGGGCUCAGAGUGUGGUGGUAGGCAGAGCCAGGUAAGAAUCCCUGAUGACACACCGCUAUAAUGGAUUUCCUCGCUCCAUAAAUGCGGUCGAGGUAUUUUUUUUAGAUGGCAGCGCUGAAUUGCCUCUCUCCACAGGCUGGGUGGGAUUCCUACAGGGGUUGUUGCUGUGGAAACCAGGUCAGUGGAGCUGUCAAUCCCAGCUGAUCCUGCCAAUUUGGACUCGGAGGCAAAGGUAAAGGCUGGCUUAGUGCAUAACCUAGAGCUGGGCGAUAUGGCCUCAAAUCAUUAUCACGAUAUAUUGAGUGAAUAUAUCGACAUGGGCAAAAUGACGUCGGUUACUUUUCGGUAAAUCGGUAAGUUUUCGAUGUAUCGCCCAGCCCUAGAAUAACCCCAGUGUGAACUGUUAUCUGAGUAUUUGGCAAAUACACACUCUGAUGCUGAUUCUUCCUGUUUGUAUCUUAAGAUCAUCCAGCAGGCCGGACAGGUGUGGUUCCCUGAUUCUGCCUUUAAAACAGCCCAGGCCAUUAAGGACAUGAACAGAGAGGGCCUGCCUCUCAUAGUGUUCGCUAACUGGAGAGGCUUCUCUGGAGGAAUGAAAGGUAUGUCUGCUACUUUUCUUAUCCUUCCUUCCAAAUAGCCAACACUAGAUCGAGCGCUCAUACGUAGUCUGAGAUUUUGAUAUAAGCUAAGAACAAGCAACAGGUAAGAAAACCCUCCAGGUGCAUUCGAGUUUUUUUUUUUUCAAACAUCUUCUUUAUUUCAUACUGAUAUAACAACCAAAACAAUUUGUCUGCUUUUUUUUUUUCUUUUAACCACAUAAUUCCCUACCCUCCCCAUCACUCCCCAGGAACACAGAACAGAAAGGAAAAGAAAAAAUCAAAAUAAAAUAAAACAAAAUAAACAUGUCUAUAUACCAACAAAUAAAGAGCACAGAAUCAGACAAGCACAUUACAAAGAAACAAAACAAGAAAAGCAAGUAAACAAACAAAUAAACAAAAAAGAAAAAGGUAGCAACAAUAACUUUAAUGAACUCUAUCCAAAUGUGCAUACAUAUAGGCCACACAUGUGAACAUAUCCAUAUACAUACUCAUACAAAUGCAUACCUACUAAACCACAAAUAGUUAUCGGUCCCUCCCAAAGAAAUUCUCCAAUUCUGAAAACAAUGGAGUCCAAAAAUCUUGAUAGAUAUGAACACAAUUUUAUUUUCCUAGGGUUAAUUUUUCCAGUGGUAAGAACGCUGACAUCUGAUCCAUGAAGAGCUUUAAAGUUGGCAGGAAAUCAUCUCAAGUAAAAGUACACAUUUCUUAGCAAAAUAUGUGGAGAGCAAAAUAGUAUCAGUAUUUUUUAAUUAAUUUAUUAUUUUAUUUUUUUUAGGUUUUGACCUGAUUUGACCUGUUUUUCCUUUUAUAAGGCAUUUUAUAAAGUAAUACAACAUGAACAUGGGGUGUUUUCUGCCACAAUAUUACAGCAAUGUGAUUAAGUAAUCAAAUCACUUCACAGCGUUUCAGUGAAUAGUAUCAGUAUCAUACGGUUCCUCAUGUAACUCUUCUGUCUUAGAUAUGUACGACCAGGUGUUGAAGUUCGGGGCCUACAUUGUGGAUGGGCUGAGGGAGUACAAGCAGCCUGUUUUGGUUUAUAUACCACCCCAAGCUGAGCUGAGAGGAGGAUCCUGGGUGGUCAUAGAUCCCACCAUCAACCCUCGUCACAUGGAGAUGUAUGCAGACAGGGACAGCCGGUGAGUUGGACUGUUAAAUACUAUAAAAGGACAUUUUCAUCACAGCGCCUCUGUUCACUUCAAUCCUUUUGGUCCCUAGAGGUGGUGUGCUGGAGCCAGAGGGAACAGUGGAGAUCAAGUUUAGGAAGAAGGACCUCGUAAAGACCAUGAGGAGAGUAGAUCCAGUCUACUCAGGCUUGGCUGAGAGAUUGGGUGAGCCCUCCACUUCACUUCUAAUUAUAGCCCCUUUUUUCAGGUGUCUUUCUCCCCCCUCGGCGUUGUCCUCAUUUCGAGGAGCGAUACAUCAGGUGGGAGAGCGCGUGUGUUUUGGCUGUCGUUCUUUACUCGCUGUUGAUCGUAUCAUCUUCUGUGCUUCUCCCUGGGGAGACGUGUCAAUCACAGCCUGCUCAGAUCAAUCAGCAGCCCUCCUGUCUCACUCUGCACAGGGUAUUGAUUUUCCCCCAGGCUCAGUGAAACGGUGGUCCUGUGCUGAUGCUGUGUGUGCUUGAGGCGUUGGGUGGACUGGAGGAAUGGGGAGGGGGUUACUGGAGAGGCUUUGAGAGGUUACAGAUUGGAAUUGACAGAAAUCGGUAUAUGGUGACAGCCACCAGGGGUUUGGGGGAGCUUUAAGACAAAAUGCUGUUGGCAGGAGUUAAUUCACAGCUGCACACUCAUGUAGAACUAGACUCUGAAGUCAAUGCUGCUUUUAGAGAGGGAUAGAAUUUUGGCUUUUACACAACAGUGAAGCCAAAACAACCCUACGCAUGGGCACAGAUGUUGUGCUUGUUAUGUUUGGAGCAAACCUGCACAGUUAAGAUCAGCCAAUGAAGUGGCAGUAUUGAUGUCCCAGCCCCCUUACACUUACCAAAUAAAGACCCCUCAGUAUGUAAGCGAUUCAGAAGUGUUGAUUUACAGCUUUUUGUUUUGUUUCCUCUCACUCUUCCUCCUCCGCUUUGCUAACCUGGUGCACAUAGCCCUGUAGACACCAUGUCAGUCAGUUAUGGCUACAUACACUUUCUUAAAGCAUCACAUUAACGUCUCAUAAAGAACCAACUAUGAUGACAAAAAUAAUGUCCAAAAAAAAAGGAAAUGCAUGUGUAGAUUGAUUGUUAAGGAUUAGGAACACAAGAAAAGAAAAAACAAUUACAGGAGGGAGAUUUUUUUUAUUUUCUGUUUCGAGAUUUAAGUUGGAAUUUCGAGAAUAAAGUCGAAAUUUUAAAAAGUCAAAAUUUCGAAUUCAUUCAUGUUGACUUAAAUCUCGAAAUUUUGACUUUUAUCUUGAAAUUUGAAUUUGUAAUCUGGAAAUUAUAACCUUAAUCUCGAAAUUUUGACUUUAAUCUCCUUCCUGUAAUAUAUUUUUUCCCCCUUUAUGUGGCCCUAACCAUCUUUCGCAUUUUUCCCCAUAUUCCAUCGGUUUACAUGGAGAAGUUUUAUUUUUAUCUGUAGUGCAACCAACCAGCAGGGGGAGCUCCAAAUGAUUUGGCUUCACUUUCAAAGAGCCUUCAUGUCAACCAUAUUUUUACACAGCCUGUGAUUUAACGAUGCACUUUUUCACUUUGAAACACCAACAGGAACCCCAGAGCUGAGUCCCCCUGAACGCAAAGAGCUGGAGACCAAGCUGAAGGAGCGUGAGGAGUUCCUCCUGCCCAUAUACCACCAGGUUGCUGUGCAGUUCGCAGACCUCCAUGACACCCCGGGUCGCAUGCAAGAGAAGGGCGUAAUAACGGUGAGCACCUUUUUUUCCCCUCAUGCUGCCCAAGGGGGAGAAUCGGUCUAACUGCUUCAGCACCUGUCUAGUGAAUAAUGUUUGGUCUCACCAGGCUGUGACACUCGUCCUCAUAAUUAUCUUCUGAUGACCCCAGUCAAUCACCUUAGAAACCGUGGUGAAGCCUCAGGCUGCACCAUCUCAAUCUGUGCCUGCCCACCUCCAUCUUUCACAUCCAAGCUUCCAGACUCUGCUCACAUGACCAGAGGGGCUCUCACAGAUGGAAGGCAGUCAGGGUCAUUUGUACACACAGUAUGAGCUGGACCGUGCUGGUCAGGAGGCCCAACUCAAAGUACUCAAGCGGAGAAAUAUGUAAAAAAAAAAGACAAAAUCUUUCAGAAUGAACACUUGAUUUCUGACUAAUUUCUGAAACAAAAAAAAUUCUGAUGUGUUACAUUUGUCUCAAAACAUCUGUAACAAAAUGAUUCGACUGCCACGUGAACUUCUCAUAUUGAUCAUUCCAUAUCUUUGCAUACUGCAUACUUAAUAUCUGACCUGUAGGUUCUUAAUGGCAUGAGUAAAACAUAAACACAACACAAGGAUAACAAAACAAUGAUCAAAUUAAGAGAGUUCAUCAAUUCAAACACAUUCGUUUGCUCUAGUAUUUCCAAAAACACAAAGUCUCUCUGUACAAACCUUUGUCAGAUCUAGACAGCCUGCCACCCUGUCCUGUUUCCUUAAGAAGCUCUGCCUCUGUGUAAAUUUCAUGAGUACCCUUGUGUGCAGGACUUAACAUCUUUCUUUCUAUAUCAUCAUAUAGUUCAUUCUGUGACUCUUUGCGUUAUAUCUACCUCAGGAUAUUCUCGAAUGGCAAACCUGCCGUCACUUCUUCUAUUGGCGUCUGCGACGUCUGCUGCUGGAGGAGACGGUGAAGAGGAAGAUCCAAGCAGCCAACGGUGAGCUGACAGAUGGACAGAUUCAGGCGAUGCUGCGACGCUGGUUUGUGGAGGCCGAGGGGGCCGUCAAGGUAAACGCCACAAAUCAGAACUUCACUAGAGGCUUCGUUCGAUGAAUCACUCUAUGUGCAAAUCAAAAUAAACUGUAGUUCGCUCUAAACUAUAUGUUCAUAUUAUACUUCAAGAGCAAAAAUGAUGCUACUUUCUGAUUAACCUCAUUUCAGACAAGACUAUGACAUACAAAUGUUGGCAAAUUGUAAUAAUGUUUUAUUAUUAGUAUUAACCAUAUACAUUCAAACAGUAAAAAACAUACAAAUACUCUGUAUUGAAUUUAGAGUGUUUGAAUUUGAAUGUGGGCUGAGAGUUUAGAGAAAACUGUGCAAUCUUUAGUGUUUCCAGAUGUUUUGUUUUAUCUUCAUCAGAGGCCACAUGCCUUUUUUACAAAGGUUUACUUUUCUAACCACAGUCAUCAUUUGCAGUCUCCUGCGGUGAAUGAUUGAGUCUCGGACAGGUUUUUUUCAGUGUGAGAUUUCUCCUCAUAAACUAAAGUCUAAGAUAAAUUUAUCUAAAGUGUAGUUGCCAAAGUAAAUAUCUUCUUUCUCCCUCUGUGAAUGAUUGCAGAGGUUGUGUCGUUUUAUCCUGAAACACGCUCUUUUCCUCCACAAUGUGCUUCAGAUAAAGAAGUGUAAGCAUUCCUAUUAAAUCACUGUGAUUAAAUGCAGAUGGACUGAUAACUGGAGAAUAAACAUCCAUGAGAGAGAGAUACAUAAACACUCUUCCUUCAGGCUCAGUCUCAGGCUCAGAGGACCCGCUGCAGGGCUUGACAGGAGCCGGCCCAGAGUUUGAGAUCUCCUGAAGAAGAAGUGGCCUUCUUGUUAGCUAAUAUAUUACCCCAAUCAGGAGCGACCGUCUUAAGCCACAAUUAAUCACAGCCCUGGCACGUGCAGAUAGGAGAGCAACACGCUGUUUCUUAAUUAAAAGCAAACAGAUUAAAAAUGAUUAAUAAGGGCAUUAAAUGUUCUCGUGGACCUCAAGCAGGACUGUUCAUAAAAAAGGCAAGAGCCCAUUAUACCCCUCAGCCCCCAAAUCUUUGCUAAGCCCUCCAGCCACGCUUUGUUUGGGAUCAGAGAUGCCAGCACUCAUGAAUACUAAUUUCACUAUCAGGUCCAGUCUACAAGCCACGAGGCCUCCACUUCAUGCAUGUCUGUCCUUUUAGUCAUUGUUGAUCUUUAUUUGAUGUUUUUUAAUAUUUUAUAUGACAAUCAUUUUAUUCAGCACGUGAACUGUAGAUGUUAGUGGCACAAGGGUGGGAAUGAUUUAUCUUUGAGGUGAUGGGAAAAUAUUAAAACAGUAAAUUUUUAAAGAAGCAACAGGCCAGUUUAACCCUUUGAUUGUUUAUAUAUGUAGAUUUUGUUGCUUUUCGUAAUUUUAUUAAUGCUAGUUUUUAUUUUGGUUUUAACUGUUGGUGUAACAAUGGCUACAUUUGAAAUGUACUUAUUGGCAGAUAAAGCCUUCUCCACUGCUGCCUCCACCUUCUGGAAUUCGCUCCCCAAACCCAUCUGAGACUGUAAAGACCCCUACACUUUCAAAUCACUCCUUUUUAAAUUGGCUUUUAACCUGUGAACUGUUCUUUUCUUGUCUUUUCGUAUCAUGUCUUUUUUAACCUUUUAAAUUGUUGGUCUUAUUACUCCAAAUUUUCUGUAUUUUAUAUUGUGUUUCUCGUAAAGCGUCUUUAAGCACCUGUAAAAGCGUGUCAUAAAUAAAAUUUAUUAAUGUUAUUAUUUAUUAUAGGUAAUGAAAUGAAAUAUCAGCAGAUUAUUCAGCCAUCAAAAUGACUUGGUGCCUUCCUUUUCUCUUAACUACAUUUGUUUAAACUCAUACUAUUUCAAACUCAUACUUUUUCACAAAUAUUAUCUUAAUUUUUUGUUAUUUAUCUUCUUCUUUUCAGGCCUAUCUGUGGGAUAACAAUGAGGAGGUGGUUGGGUGGCUGGAAAGACAACUGGCUGAAGAAGAAGGUGCACGAUCUGUCAUCGAUGAGAACAUUAAGUACAUCCGCCGAGAUCAUAUUCUCAAGCAGAUACGCAGGUGAGGAAAAAUAUAAACCACUGAUUUAAUACAGUAAAGAGUCCUUCAGUGACAUAAUGAACUUCUUGUUACAUAACUGAUGAUUUUUUUUUUUCAGCCUUGUUCAAGCCAAUCCAGAGGUGGCCAUGGAUUCAAUCGUGCAUAUGACCCAGCACAUCUCACCCACACAGAGAACAGAGGUGGUGCGCAUCCUGUCCACCAUGGAGACGUCCACCUCCUCCUAG
This is a messenger RNA of Xyrichtys novacula (pearly razorfish), 50968 nucleotides long. The record is from the annotation of a GenBank genome assembly. NCBI's taxonomy places the organism in Eukaryota, Metazoa, Chordata, Actinopteri, Labriformes, Labridae.